CCCUGAUCGAAUGGGAAGCGUUGCUAUGGGGAUCCAGCUCUGCUUCGCAGCCGGGCUGCCCGCGCGCCUUUUUCAAACCGCUUCUCUAACCGCCGUGGAGUCAGUCAGUCCGCCGAGCUCGGACACCGCAGGGUCUCUCCGCCCUCCAGCCGUGCGGGCCAGCAAUGACCGUGUGUGUGUGAGAGACUGACUGACUGAGAGAGAGAGCGGGCGGAAGGCCUGGUGGAUGCUGUCACGGUAAGUCACACUGUCAUCUCUCCUGCCAUAAUAACUGGAAGAGCGAGAGCAGCCUGAAAACUACAACUCCCUUCAUGCUUCUCUUCUUGUACUGCUAGCAGUUAGCCUUGCUCUGCUUGGUAACAUGUGAUUUAUAUUGUAAUGUGUGCUAAAUCAGGGCUGGAUAAAUGGCAGGACCACAGCUACUGCUAACCGUGUAUCCAGACACCCUGUGCUGCUGGCUGUAAGACUGGCUAGGAGGCAUGGGAGUUGGAGUCCAGCAGAACCUGGGAUGGUUUUAUUGAUCACCUCUGGGUUAGAGAUAAGAUAUUGGAAAAACAAAAACUUGGGGGGAAAAAAUAAAAGAUGUAUCAGUGAUAUUUAAAGGAGCAUCCUAAUCCUUGUAUCCCUGGACUAUGUCUAGUAAAUCCCUUUCAGAGGAUUUUCAGGGGUCAGCGACAUGUUGCCAAAUGCUUGAUAAAGAAAAUAAGUCAAUUAAGGGCAGACAAUUAAAGAGAGAGUUCUUCUUCUUUCUGGUCUCUCAAUAAUGAAUUUCCCUGUAAAUAUGUGUCCCCAAACAGAGCUCGGCAUGCUGUGCAGUAUCCAUUCAUUUAUUGCUAAUUUGUUUGAAUGGGAUUCUGAGGGGACAGGAUGCGUGUGUAUUUUUUAUUUAUUUGAGGGAUUAUUGAGUAUGCGUGUGAUUUGGUAGAGAUGCGGAUGCUCAAUAAUUCACUCAGAGAAAUUAAAUACCAGGAUUGUCUGAGCCGAGGGAAUUUUUGGUGCGAAGGAUACACCUUUGCAAGGUUGAUCACUAAAGUGGAAAUAGUUGAGAAUUCAAAGUUUAGACUAAAAUGUCUCUGACUGGGAUUAUUUUUCCAAUUUGCUCAAAAUUCACGGUUCUUUCCUGACCAGUCACAUUAAUGAAUAAUAAUCACUACAUGUUACUGCAGUGCUUUAGAGUAUAGAUGCUACCCCUUUUGAGGCGUCAAAUAUUGCUAUUUCUAUUUACAUUUGGCCAUAAACACUCCACUAUGGGCUGUCAGAAAUAAAUACACUUCCUCCUUAUAUCUUUUGAUUUUUCUAAGGACUUAAAGGAUUACUAUAGUGUCAGUAACACAAAUAUGUAUUGCUGACACUAUAGUGGUAAAAUAAUUAUUUGGAUUCCUGGCCUCCCUUUGAAAAGGGGAUAACACUCCCCUUUUUUACGACACCACGCCAGUCUCACUGCAGUUGGCUUCGUCUCCUUGGCUGAGAUAAUCAAACUUGUUGAUCUCAGCCAAUCCAAUGCUUUCCCAUAGGAAAUCAUUGGAAGGCUAUUAUGCAUGCAAGACAAAACCCUGUGUUGCUCCAAACAGAAUACCCGCAUAGAGAUGCAUCAAUGUGUCUAUGGGGAAUGUUCAGCGUCUUCAUCCAGAGCGUUGGAAUGUUUAUCGUUGCAGUCUUGCUACUGGAAUUAAUGUAAGUUUUAUAAAUAGGGGUGCAGUAUUAUAACUGUAAACAAACCUCAUGAAAAGCAUAAAAUAAUUUUAGCAUAGUGUUUUUUUAAAAGAACAUGGUAGCAUUAGGAAUACAAACAUUUUCCAAACACUAUAAUGUCCUGCUUAUUAGUUAGGGAACCAAACCCUCACCUUAUGUGAAGAAGACAAAGUGAGUUAACUCCUAAAUGGCAAAGAAUUAAUCAGUGAUACUGCAGGUGCAUGAUCUGUACACUUAAACCACUUCAUUAAGCUAAAUUUGUUUUAGUUCUAGGUAUACUCUUUUUAAUAAGGCUAUAAUGUCACCCAAAAGGUACACUGUAGACAAAUAAACCGCUUUAUUUCAUUGAAGUGGUUAUAGUGUGUGUGGAGUCCCCUGGCGCCAUUCUUCCAUUCAAUGCUAAACUGUUUUUAAUGCUAUGCGAGAGUUCUCAUCUCGGGUUAAUAAGGAAGCAAUUCCCUGAUCAGCAAUGGGCAGCUAUGACUGGCUAAGGGUGUCAGUGACUGCUUUCAUCCUAUCACAGAGUCCAUUGGAGGUAUGAAUCUAGAUUGUUAGAAGGAAGUUUUUAAUCUCUGCCUUAGCCACAUCUUCAGUAGGUGCAGGCUGAGGAUGGUUAGGGACCCUUAUUCUGUGUUAAAUUGCUUGAAAACCGUUUACUUCUGAAUGCAGGGACCACACAAGUUGACUCCAGGCAUUAAUUCAUUUAGAUAAAAUGGGAAUAGUGUCCCCAGUAUUUUAAGUGGCAUAAGAACCCACCUUGUAUUUGUCGACCCGCAAUAGAGGCAAUUGGCUGACCGUGUAGAACUAAUUCAUCUCCAGGGCAAAAUUUAUCCAUCAGGUUUGACCGAUUCUCUCAGUCCAGGUGUUUUGGAAAUACAUUUUCACAUAGAAUCUCCAAAACUGAUUGAAUCAGAUUCCAAAGUCUCCAUUGAAUUCACACACCCUAACCAGCGUAGCUCAUUGUUGUGAAUUUGGUAGAAACCGUCAACAUUAAGGUGCUAUUCCACUGGUUAGUAUUAAACAUUUGUUAUGGUUUGACAAAGGCCAACGGCACUCCUGACUCCUGCCACUCAAGGAAUGAGGGAAGUAAGUUUCCACAUUAGCCCAUCUAGCUUAGUGUGGCAAUGAUAUGCAGAGAAUACUAGGGUAAAAGCCCUUAGUGAUCUGAACAUAUCCUUGGUGUCCAAAAUUGGAUGGCAAAUGUAUCAUGGAUUAGCUCAGUCAUGUCCAGCCCGCGGGCCAAUUGCGGCCCGCGUUCCGGUUUUAUCCGGCCUCACAGGUAACUUGUUAAAUCUAUAUGAUGUGGCCCCCAGUGAAUUCCCAAGCACCGCUGAGGACGUGCAGGCCCGCGGCACUCAGAGAUUCUCUGUAUCUUUUGAACGCUGCGGGACUGCAUGUCCCUUAAUCUGUGUUCUCGCAAUCUCUUGAAUAUCGUGGGAUCCUAUCGACGUCACAGGAUUUGGCGCGUUUCUUCUCAGAGAGAGAAGAGACGGAAUAAAGAAAGAAGGGACAGAAUAAAGAGGGAAGAGACAGCAUUCUGAGAUUCUGAGACAGAAUAAAGAGAGAAGAGACAGAAUACUGAGAUUUGAGAUGGAAUAAAGCGAGAAAGGACAGAAUAAAGAGAUCUGUAUGGUGAAAAAGUAAAGAGAUUUGAGACCGAAUAUGAAAAGUGUGCCGUUUGCAAUAUUUUGCAUUUAAUUUUAAUGGUUUAAAGAAUGUCAGGCAAAAUGGUUGGCCCUCACGCAUGUUCACUUCAUCAAAUCUGGCCCUCUUUGGAAAAAGUUCGGACACCCCUGAUUAGCUGUAUAGCAGGCGUGGGAACAGGCUGUAGGUGCCAGGAGAACUAUCCUCUUUUGACACAAACUGGGAAUGUAUCUCGAAAAUUGAAUAAAAUUGCACAAAUACUUUGCCAUAUCACAAAGAUGACUGUUUAGAAAGAUUUGCAGUGAUUAAAAUGGUAUUUCACCCAGUUUGCUCUAAUAUUAUAACUCACUCCAACAGACUAGCAGAGUCAGGUGAUUUAGAGCCGCUCAUGUGGCUUGCCGUUAUGUUCAUCACGUGUGGAAGUGCUGCUUACACAGGGUACAGUAGCCACUAUCUUACUACAUAUGCUUGUUUAAUCCUUUAACCUAUGACUAACCAGGGCCACUUCCUUUAGGAAUUAAUUACUGCUACAUCUGGCACUUGUGACUAGGUUAAAUUAGCAGGAAAGUUUCAUGGUGUUGGACAAUAACUCGUGGUUCAUACAAACAUGUCUACACUUCUAUAUCUGGGGUGAGCAGCACCACUUUCAAUGUGUGUGUAACAGUCACCAGGGGACUUAUGGUACAGUUUACCAGGAAUUGGAGCCCAGUUGCAGGAGAUGGCACAGGAAGCAGGCAAAAUCCAAAACACAGUACAGAUCAAGGGAAAAUCCAAAGGCAGGGUCAGGCGAGAAGCAGAAGUCAGGGCUGGCAGCGGAGUAACAAAGUCAGUAAAACAGGCAGAGGUCAGAGUCCAGGAAAUCCAUCAGUAGCAAAUCAAAGAUCCGGCAGAAAACGCCAAACAGGCCAAAUAACCAGAUCAUAGGUUUCAGGCUGGGCUGGCUUUUACAGCCUGCUAAAUAGGUGCAGCUGACCCUAAUUGGAUCAGCACUGCUUAAUCCAGGCAAGGGGUCAGAAAGCAGAAGAAUGCAAACAAAAACUGAAGCCCCCUGAUGGAUGUCAUGGCAGAGAACCUGACUGGGAUGCUGAAGCAGGGAGUUCAAACCCAGCCAGGUCUCUUAAAGGGGCAGUCACUCGCUGUCUGCAGGGUUCGGGCUGAGCCGUGACAGAGCCCCCCCACAAGGAGCGACCUCCUGGGGCGAACAGACAUGGCGUUAACUAGUCCAGUUCAGGUUUAGACAGGAAAUCCAGGUCUGCAUAGGCAUCAGGAUCUGAGAAGGUUGGAACAUUUUGCAGAUUGUUAUUCUUCGAGAAGGGGAUGCAGCUCUGACCUUAAGAGCCUGCUCAAAGACCUUUAGAUCUUGCCUGCGGACCACGGUUCCAUUGGAGGCAAUUACACAGUCUGGGGACAGAUCCACUGUGUUAGAGCAGGAAACUUUAGGGGAGACAGAAGCUGAGGAUUGGAAGGUAGCCACAGCAACCUCCUUUUGAGGCUCUGGAGCAGGGUUAGCCAGGGCUGUGAUGGUGCCAUUUGUCUGGUUAGGUGGUCCUUGCGGUUCAGUCGCAUGCAGAGUUGAACAAAAAACAGGCCAUGACGGACUUGUAGGAUGGUGACACAGAGUCCCCACAUGGCUAUGUUUAGGGCGAGGAGGAUGUAUCGUGCAAUAGCUAGUGUAGUGGCCUCACUUGCCACAUUAGACUUAAAGGCCUUUGGCUCUCCUUCUGGCUUUUUCAUUUAUCGUGAGCAUGGUAUUCAAUGUUCCAAUUUGCAUGGGUUCCUCUGUGUCCAUGGUGGGGAUAGGGGUAUAGGUCUCACCAGCAGAUUUGGAACGUUGAUGGGGCAAAAGGCUGAUUUCAAAUUGCUCCUGUUUUCUUUCUCUGAACCGGCGAUCUAGCUGGGUGACCAGAAGGAACAUAACUUCCAAUGAAGUGGGUACCCCAACUCUGGCUAGUUCAUCUUUUAAUGCCUCAAACAGACCCAAUCUGUAUUGCUCUAUUAGACCAGUCUCAUUAUAACCGGUGUCAGCAGCUAGCUCCCGAAAAUCUGUAGUAUAAUCCUCCACUGGUCUUCUCCCUUGCCGGAGUGAACGGAGAGCAGUGCGUGCAGCAGAGGGUCUCAGGGUGUCAUGGUAUAAUAUACGCAUUGCUGCAGCAAAGGAGUCCCAUGAGUCCAGUAUUGGACUGUUGGAGUGCAGGAGUUGGUGUGCCCAGGUUUGGGGUUUACCCGACAGCAGGGCAAUUGUAUUGCGAACCUUCACAUAAUCAUUGGGGUAUGUGCAUGGUUUUAAAUUGAAGAGCAGUUCACAGGCUGUGAUAAAUGAUUGAAGUUCAGUCUUUUUCCCAGUGAACUUGUCAGGUAAUGCAAUAUCAGGUUCAGGAGCAUGGUGUGUGUUCCCCUUUAACUCAGCAAACCCACGCUGCAAUUCACUUACAGUUUGGGACAGGAGAGUCACUUGCUGUGUGAGGGUAGUCCUAACAUUCAACAUCUCCGCGGGCUCCAUGGUAAUGAUCUGGUCAUUAUGGAACAGUUUUUACCAGGAGUUGGAGCCCAGUUGCAGGAGAUGGCACAGGAAGCAGGCUAACUCCAAAACACUGUACAGAUUAAAGGAAAAUCCAAAGGCAGGGUCAGGCGAGAAGCAGAAGUCAGGGCUGGCAGCGGAGUAACAAAGUCGGUAAAUCAGGCAGAGGUCAGAGUCCAGGAAAUCAGUCAGUAGGAAAUCAAAGCUCCGACAGGAAACACCAAACAGGCCAAAUAACAAGAUCAUAGUGAUACCGGAGAAACUGACGGAAGCAAAGCACAGAGAGAUGGACACAGGUUUCUUCAGGAAGGAAGAGAUUCUUUAUUGGAUCACCGAUCGGGACUCAGAGGGACUAAUGUCACCAAAAAUACAGCAAGUUCUGAGCCCUGAACAAUAGUGCAGGCUCCCUAUAUAGGCACAUAACUCCUCCCAUAUUAAGCUCCACCCGCACAUUCUCUUGACCAAUCAUUACAAAUAAGAAUUAACUUCCUGCUUGACCGCAUGGCUUGUCCAGCACAAUGGAGGAGGGGAAUACUACAUCCUGUAUUCUUGCACAUGCUCCGUACACUACUGAUCGUAUCUUGCCUCGUGCAACCAACUGAUCGAUACGUCAGCAUAUGCACGUACACAUGCCACGUGGUAAUCUCGGCCUACUAAAUUUAUUUUUACCGAGAUUCCACCACAAUAGGUUUCAGGCUGGGCUGGCUUUUACAGCCUGCUAAUUGGGUGCAGCUAACCCUUAUUGGAUCAGCACUGCUUAAUCCAGACUAGGGGUCAGAAAGCGGAAGAAUGCAAACAAAAACUGAAGCCCCCUGGUGGAUAUCAUGGCAGAGAACCUAACUGGGAUGCUGGAGCAGUGAGUUCACCCAGCCAGGUCUCUUAAAGGGCAGUCACGCCUUGCUGUCUGCAGGGCUCGGGCUGAGCCAUGACAGAGUGUGACCUUGCAACGGCUGCCACAUUUAUUUUUUCCGUCUGUCUUAGAGGUGGAUGUAGCUAUAUUCAGAGAAUUGCAUUAAUAUUUUGUAAUAAGGUUGCCCCCCCACCUACCCCAAUAUACUGUUACAUCUUGUAUAGUUCACCAUUUUAUGAUGUUUAUUUUCCACAGUUUAAAGAGUUGCAGCCUGGUUUUCAAGUUUGAAAGUGAAAGAUGCAUGCUGAGUGUGCAAAGAAUUAAUGAGGAGGUGUAUUUAAUGUGAAAAUGGCAGCUAGCAGCAUAGUGCACUUCCUGUAAAAGGACUUCCUAUUACUCAGUUAUGUGAUUUUACAUUUAAAUCAGAGAGAACAGAACACUCUUCUGCUUCAUUCCAAAGUAAGCCCAUAGCUAUAAUAGGCUGCCUUGUGUAUAUCAGCCUCUCUGUGUGAUACAAUAAACUGUAGGUUUUUGUGUAUGGACCGAUAUUUAGCUAAGUGUUAGUAAUCUUGAAGUCUGAGACCAGAUUAUGACUGUGCUACACAUGGGAACCAUUUCAGCAUUUAUAAGGAAAUUUGUCAUUUUUGACCAAAGAGCAGAUUUAAAAAAAAAAAAAACUAUUGAAGGAAAAUACAGCUCACUGAUUGCUUUAAAGGUGUAAUCUAAAGUAGAUUUUUUUUUUUUCUUUAUAUGUAGAAUGCAUACAUUCAAAAGAAUUGAAGCAAUGUAAACACUUGCUGAGACUGCAAGGACAAUGUCUUUGCAUCAAGCCACCAAAUUAAAGGACCACUAUAGUGCCAGGAAAACAUGCUCGUUUUCCUGGCACUAUAGUGCCCUGUGGGUGCCCCCACCCUCAGUGACCCCCUCCCGCCGGGCUCUGGGGAGAGGCAGGGGUUAAACACUCACCUUUCUCCAGCGCCGGGUGGGGAGCUCUCCUCCUCCUCUUCGGCUGAAUGCGCAUGCGCGGCAGGAGCCGCGCGCGCAUUCAGCCAGUCUCAUAGGAAAGUAUUCAUAAUGCUUUCCUAUGGACGCUUGCUCUUCUCACUGUGAUUUUCACAGUGAGAAGCACGCAAACGUCUCUAGCGGCUGUCAAUGAGACAGCCACUAGAGGCUUUAGAGGCUGGAUUAACCUAUUUAUAAACAUAGCAGUUUCUCUGAAACUGCUAUGUUUAUAAAAAAGGGGGGGGGGGUUAACCCUAGCUGGACCAGGCACCCAGACCACUUCAUUAAGCUGAAGUGGUCUGGGUGCCUAUAGUGGUCUUUUAAGCUGUGGUUGUUCUAAUGCUUAAAUUAUCCCUCUAAGGUACAAAAAAAAAAAUUUUUCCUGCUUACAUAAAUAUGUUUGCAUGUAUUGAUCACUAGUAUGUCUCAAAUGUCCCUUUACAUUUCUGCUGCUUGAUGAUGCAAAAUACUGGUAUUUGUGAUUGGCUAAACAAGAACUAAUGUUAUCUGUUCAUUAUGUGGCAGGCAAAGGAAAGCACCCGAUGUACUGAUUUAUUGGAUGUUGUGUAAUCUGUCACUAACUAAUGCACUCUUUUUAAAUGUAGACCCUGCAUCUAGAUUACUCAUUUUGAUUUGGAAAAUCAGUAACAAUGAGUACAGCAGCAGAAAGGAAGUUUAUCAAUCUUCGGAAGCGCCUUGACCAGCUGGGAUACAAGCAGACACUCGGUAUUGAGUCUCUACCUUUAGUGGAAAAGCUUUUCAGGUACUUUUUUAUUUUUUAUAAUGGGGGUGAGGCAGAUAUUUACUUUGUCCUUUUAUGUAUUUUAGAUGUUGAAUACUGGGCUUUGGCACAGUACUUAACACCUAUAUAUCCAUAAUGUAGAUAUAAUCAUGAUUUUUUUUUUAUGUUAAAUCUUUAUCAGCUUGAUGAUAAAAAAAUGUACGUAAAUCCUCUUAGGGAGAACCUCUUUGAAGACCACAAUAAGUGAAAAUAGGGGAUCUCCUUCCUGGGCCCUCAAUACCAUUCUGAGACUAAUGUAAGCCGUUUUGAAAGGAUGAAGAUACCAUUUAGAUCAUUGGAUUCCAUCUGUUUUUGUUUUUUUGGACCAAGACACAUUUCAAUUAGUAAAUUUCCGAAGGUACACCUUAUUUAGAUUACAUAUUUAGUUGAGGCCUCAUUUGAAAGAUUUGCAUAUUUCUAGCUAAAUUUACUUUUUUUUUCCUUUUAAUUAAUUGUACAAAACGGAAAUCCGUUUUUAAUCCCGUAACAUAGUAAUAAUAAAUUGAGAAUAACAAUAAACAUAUUAAAGCAGGGUUUCCCAAACUUUUAUGGGCCGAGACCCACUUUUAAAAACGGUAACACCGUGGCAAUCCGCUUUAGAGGCAUACAAUUGGCACACCAUAGCAAUCCGCUUUAGAUGCACACAAUUGGCACACCAUGAAAAUUACUUUUAGAGGCAUAAAACUGGCACGCCAUGGCAAACCUCUUUAGAUGCAUACAAUUGGCACACUAUAGCAAUUCGCUUUAGAUGCAUACAAUUGGCACACUAUAGCAAUUCGCUUUAGAUGCAUACAAUUGGCACACUAUAGCAAUUCGCUUUAGAUGCAUACAAUCGGCACACCGUUGCAAUCGGUUUUAGAGGCAUAAAAUUGGCGCACCAUGGCAAUCAACUUUACAGGCAUAUAAUUGGCAUACCAUGGCAAUCAGCUUUAGAUGCAUAAAAUUGGUACAUCAUGGCAAUCGGUUUUAGAUGUAUAAAGUUGGCACAUCAUGGCAACUUUAGGUGCAUACAAUUGGCACACCAUGGCAAUCAGUUUUAGAGGCUUACAAUUGGCACACAAUGGCAACCAGCUUUAGAGGCAUAAAUUCAGAACAUCAUGUCAAUCAGUUUUAGAGGCAUAAAAUUGGAACAUCAUGGCAGCUUUAAAUACAUAAACUUGGCACACCAUGGCAAUAAGCUUUAGAUGCAUAAACUUGGCAUAUCAUGGUAAUCACUUUUAGAUGCAUAAACUUGGCACAUCAUGAUAAUCAGCUUCAGAGGCAUACAAUUGGCACACCAUGGCAAUCAGUUUUAGAUGCAUAACAUGGCAGUUUUAGAGGCAUAAUUCUGGGAUAUCAUGGCAGUUUUAGAGGCAGAAACUUUGCACAUCAUGGCAAUCAGUUUUAGAGACAUACCACUGCUUACUCACAGACUCAGAAUCAGAAGUGCUGUGUCCUGCUCUUUCAUCCAGGCACAUCACAUUGAUUAUCCCAGUGGUGGAACUAAUGUAGCGUUAGCCCUGGUGCAAGAAUGUUUUCAGCCCCUCCCCUCUAGUGCAAGUGUGGCCAAAAGGUAGAUCUCCAUCUGUCGGAGAACUUAAACAAUGCUAUACCAGAGGGGGAUCUACCAUUUUCUUAUCAUUGCAGGGUUAUGUUUGUGAGCAGUGUUUGAGCAUUUGAAUGUAAGCAUGUUUUUGUAUUGAGUAUUUGUGUGCAUGUAUGGGUGUAUUUGUAUGUACUGUUGCCAUUGGAAUAUAGUGGUGUACUUGUUUGUAAUGUUUGCGUCUGAAUGCAUGGGUGUUUGUAUGUAGUGUCGGACUUGAAAUGCAGGUGUGCUUUUUGUGUGUAGUGUUGGUGUUUGAAUGAAGGGGUGUUUGUAGAUAAUUUUAGUGUUUUAAUGCCGGGGUGUGUUUGAAAGUAAUGUUUGCGAUUGCAGUACGUGUGUAGUGGAUGCAGUGUGUGUGUAGUGGAUGCAGUGUGUGUAUUUAUAAAAUAUACAUAUACACAACGUGUGUUUGAAUGUAAGCAUGUUUUUUGUAUGGAGUAUGUGUGAAGAGUAUACACAUAUAUAUAUAUAUAUAUAUACACACACACACACAAAUGCACACAAUGACACAGCAAUACACACAGACACACAAUGACACCUAGUUUCCCACUCACAGAUACACAGAUACACACACACUGACACAAAAGGACACACAGAUACACAAACACGCAGAGACCGGAGGUGAGGGUGAGGGUGACAGUGUGGGAGGGAGUGUGUGUGCUGGUAACAGUGUGGAGGGCAAGGUGAGAAAGGGUUACAGUGUAAGGGGCAGCGGGAGAAAGGGUUACAGUGUAAGGGGCAGGGGGAGAAAAGGCUAUGGGGCGGCAGGGAGUGAAUGGGGAGGGGGGCCGGGAGUGAAGAGGUUACAGUGUGGGGAGGAGGGCAGGGAGUGAAGGUUACAUUGGGGGAGGGAGGAAGUGAGUGAAGGGGUUACAUUGGGGGUGGGCAGGGAGUGAAGGGGUUACAUGGGGUGGGGAUGUCUGGGGGCUGUGUCCUACCUUUCAUAAAUUCAAUGGUGGUCCAGUGUCUCCCUGGUGGUCUAGUGGGGUAACUCUCCGGUCUGCAGUGGCCAUGGUAACGCUCUGGGUGCUCGCAAGACUUCUACCACACGGUCUGCAGCUCUGCACCUGGCGGAGCUGCAGACCGGAGCUGCUGGGCAGACUGAUUGGAGGGAGCCCAGCGGCAUACAGGGCAAGCCGCCGUGCUCACUCCUGGUGUCGGGCCCAAGGUCAUGGACCGAGAGCCCAUCUAAUCAGUCUGCCUGCCUGACUCCCCGACGGCCCUGGAUGUGUGGGUCAGCACGACCCACUGGGAAUCACUCUGCGACCCACACUUUGGGAACCGCUGUAUUAAAGCCCUGAAAUAAAUGUGUCUAUAGUAGCUUAUUUUAAGUUGUAUUUAGACACACCACUUAUCUAAACAUCAUUUGUCUUGAUCAGUGUACAUGAAGUGAUGUGCCUUGUAUUAUCAGAAGUAUCUGUUUAGUCUGAUGUAAAGAGUCUCCCAAGCUGGUAUCCCACCUCCAGGCAAAAUCUAGAAUAUUGGGAUUGGUCUUAGUAAUUAAAUGAACAGCAAAGGCAUAAUCCAGACUGGGCAUUUAUAGUAAUCUGAAAGUGGUGAUAUCAUCCAGAUAUUUUCGCAUACAGAAGCAAAAUGUAGAAAUUGCAUACAUGUAUAAAAUUCGGUCCAGAACUGAUUUUUCUUCCAAGAAGACUCUCGUCAACAGCUUUCUUCAUAUCAGUAAAUGCCUAACUUUGGUGAUAUCCACCCUCUAUUAGGCCACAGACAAAUACCCCUGAGGGAACAUUGUAUAGUGGAAUAAGGUGGACAAUACAAUGGGGGGUAACCACAUAAACAUAUAUAGCUAUCGACCUGGCUUAGUAAGCCAUCAUGCUUAUUUGAGACAACAUCAAGAGAUGGACAGCCUUAUAAUAUCUGAAGAUAUGGGGAACACAGAGGACCGUCCUUCUUUAAUUCAUAUAGUGAUUGCCAUAAGAACCUAUUUUUCUGUUCUCUCAGAUGUGUAUAUAUCCUGUUGCAAUGUGUUGUGUAAUCUCAUUGAUAAAUAGAAAUCAAUCUGAACCCAUAGUUUCAGGAGAAUAGUUGUUUUGACUGCAUAUGUUAAUAGAGUAGUGUAUUUCUUAUUGACCUGAUCUUCCUUCCAUUUCAGCCCCAAUGCCAAGUUCUCCCCGCAGUCCCAUCUUCCACCGCUGACGUCAUUUCAGCGAGGACAGACUGAGGGAAGGACUUGGAGGCAGUGGCUGUGUCGCCAUUAGCUGUGCAUGCUGAUGACAGACACCAACUAUGCACAGUGUUGACAUUAGCCAGCCUGGAACGCUUGUUCCAUUUCUCCAGUACUUGCUUCUGUUGUGAGAUCAUGAUCCCAUAGUUACCUUCCCAACUGUAAAUUAUGUUUAUGCCCAGUGCAGUCUGACUGCUGUUUGAAGUGCUAAGACAGUUCAAAGCUUUGUAUUUGUUUUAGUAAUAAUUUUCUAAUCUUUUGCUGAUGCCAUAUGCUACAUUUGUACUACAGAAACAUCAUCCGUAUCUCAUAAUUUGCAUCAAAAUGUGCAAUAUUGAAUAAUAUUUGCUGCAGAAGACAUUUAAUUAGUCCAUUGAUGUUAUUGAGUAAACAGGGUUUUUCUUCUAUUGACCUUUUUAUUACUGUUGCACAAAGUACAUAGAAUAUAUAUAUUCUUGUUUUUUUACUUUGAGCAAUGAGGUUUAGUGUUUUAAUUAAUCCAGAAUAUCAUGGUGCCGUUUACUAUGCUUUCACUGAUAUAUUGUGAUAUUGCCAUUUGUGUACACUUUUCAGCGAUCUUGUUCACACAACUGAAAGUCUUCGUAAUGUUAAGUUAUCAGCUGGUAAGACAGAACAAGAGAGGAAAAACUUUGACUCUGUAAUAGAACCGUACAAAACUGAAAAUGCCAGACUAGUCCGGGAGAACAAUCAGCUGCACCUAGAACUCUUGAAACUGAAAGAAGACUCUGAUCGGCAUAUCAAAGGUUUGAAUGAGCAAUUUGUUCAAAUGUCUGGAAACCUACUGGCAUGUGUCCCUGAGAUACAUUAAAUAUAGAUUUGUUUAUGUGCAAUGAAUUGUAUGUUCUUGAUAUCCAUAUUGUCCAGAGACUCCACUAGCUGAUUAACUUUUGCUAGUGGGGGUCAUUUAUAAAAACUUAUCACAUCUGCAAAAUGUGGUGUAUUCCAGCUUCAUUUACUUCAGUAUGGCUCUCCCUAAGCAUUACUGCCCAGAGAUCAAGCACUGUAACAUCAUAUAUAAAUUUUGUUUAUUGUUCCCUGCAAGUUUUACAACAGUCUGUUUUGUGCAGAUAUACUUUUAUACAUAAAUACUAACUUUUUAAAAGUUAUUUUAAUAAUGAUUAUUAUUGUAGAAUAUAGUGUAAUUAUGUGCAGCGGUGUUCUGCCAGUGUCCCUUAAGCCAUUUCAAUGUGUGCCACAUAAACAUUGACUUCAAUGCUAUAAGUUGAAUGUGAAGUAUAUAUGUUUUUUUCAGAAGUGUCAUUAAAUAAUAUUUUAUAUCUAGUAGUAAUUAAAACUAGUAUGAAUCACUAUAGCUGAUGCAUUUGUCUUUUGCAAGGCUGCAAGAAAAUGUAAUGAGUAAGCUAAAAAGAAUUGGUGAGCCUCAGUAAUAUUUCUCUUGUUGAAGUAUGUCUUGCCCCCAAAAAGGCUGACACAACCUGAUCUAGUGCAUAGUUGGCCACUGUAAAUACCCACCUAUCUUUCCUGAUUCUUGUCAGAUAUAUGGCAUGAUCCUCCAGUUGUAUGUGAUCCUCACUAACUAUUCACCUCCUACCUAAAGAGCUCUCUCCCUUCUUACUCUAACCAUAAUUUUGAAUUUCUCCCUCCCUUGUUUUGUUUAUAUUGUAAGCUCACGGGCUGCUUUGCAUAGCACUUUUUUAAAAAGUGAAUGUUAGACUUAAAGCUUCUGGCAGGCCUCUAAUCGUUUUGCAUUGGUACAGUAUAUCAUAAUUAGAUAUCUUUCAUGUGACAUUACUCAUAAAUUGUUAAAUGGGCUCUGGACAAUAUAUGAAAUCUAAAUAAAAUUCAUAAAUAAUGCUUUAAAUAAAAUAUGCCAGGGUUUGCAGCACUGACAGAAAGACAUACUGUUUCCCCCAGCCUAGAUCUUUCCAUUUUUCAAUUCACUAAUCUUAUUAUGUUGUGAUUUGUUUUUAAAAUGUUUUUUUUUUUUUUUUACAUUACGUUUUAGAAAUUUUAGAGUAAAAUGUAUUUGACAGAUAUACUAAAUAUGUUUCUUUUUAAAGAUUUAAAAGCUUCCCUAAGGAAAUUUGAACACCAGACAGCUGACCUAAAAUUCUUGAAUAAUCAAUAUGUCCACAAGAUUCGCUCCAUGGAAAAAGACAGUAAAGCAAAGUUAGGGAAAAUUCAGGAGUUGCAAGAAAAGAAUCUGCAGGCGGUUGUACAAACACCAGGUGAGAUAUAUCGACACAAGUGAAGGGAAUUUUGCAAAAUUAAUAAACUGUCUGUUUUUUUUGUGGUUUUUUUUUUAAAUUUUUUUUUAAAUUUUUUUAUUUAUUGUUUUGUAGAAAAAAUGAAAAUUGUGUUUUGAUUACCUGGUAGAAGUGAUCAGUAUGUACUGGCAGAAAUUUGGGUCUUACCAUCAAUAUUAAUUUCUGUAUGUUUUAAGAUGGUCUUUUAUUUGAGUGAGGCAUUGUUCAUAUUUUUAUUUUUUUAUUUUAGUUUAGUUAUUUUGUAGUUGUUUAGGGGAAGUUACUUAUUUUUAUUUUCUUAUUAUCUUGUAGGUGGCAAGAAAAGAAACAUACCUUUCAGACGGCAGCGCAUGCAGAUUGAUCAGCCAUUGCCAUAUGAAACCGCUAGUCGCCCUGUUCCACAGUCUGAGGACCCUUACGUUGCAGAUCUGCUGCAAGUGGCUGAUGACAGGUAUUAUACAUUUUUUAUAUGUUACAUGUUCAAGGAAUACUAGGUAUUUGUGGUGUAUAAAUACAUUUUAUACAUUUAUGUUCUUGAUUUAUCCUUUUUAGGGUCCGAGGGUUACAAAAAGACAUGUCAAUGUUAAGGGAUAAGCUGGAUAUAGCAGAAAGAACUGUUAAAAAUCUUAACCAGCAGGUAUGAUAUUCUCCACGUUUCUGCUUUCUUUGUAGAAAUGAUUAUGCCUUUUUACUUUUUGUUUUCUUUAAAGUAAUCAAAUGCAUUUGUAGAUAAUGUGGCAUUAAGAUUUAAUUGGAGCUAUGUUCUGUCAGCACCUCUAUUUAACCCCGUAAGGGUUAAUGACGCUAUGCAGUUGUAAUAUUCUGUAAGAAUCUUUUCCCAAAAUGGCCUUUUCAAUUUUUCUAUAGCUACCAAUGCUAAAUAAACAAGAUGCAUUUCAUCCUUUUAGAGUUAAAGAUGAAAUGCACAUAUCGUGUUGGUUAUGGGGUUUGUGGCAGAAAAGUCAUUGAGUCCAUGGUUCUGCUAAACUGCUAUGUUUACAUCUGAGGGGUUAAAACCUGAGGGACCUGGCACCCAGACCACUUCAUUGAGCCGAAGUGGUCUGGGUGACUAUAGUGUCCCUUUAAGUGUUCUUUUAUCUUGCAGUUACCCAAAGCUGUCACUCUUCUCCCUGACCAGGUUACAGCAAACAUUACCUGUACUAGUCAGCAGUCCAAUCGGAUUACAUUUGUAUUCCUGCUCUAAUGCCGAAUUACAGUGCCUUGGAAAAGUAUUCACCCCCUUGACUUUUUACCUAUUUUGUUACAUUACAGCCUUAAGUUCAAUGUUUUGUUAAUCUGAUUUUAUGUGAUGGAUCAGAACACAAUAGUCUAAGUUGGUGAAGUGCAAAGAGAAAAAUAUAUACAUAAAACUAUUUUUUUAGAAAUAGAAAACAGAAAAUUGGCAUGUGCGUAUGUAUUCACCCCCUUUGUUAUGAAGCCCAUAAAAAGCUCUGGUGCAAACAAUUACCUUCAGAAGUAACAUAAUUAGUGAAAUGAUGUCCACCUGUGGGCAAUCUAAGUGUCACAUGAUCUGUCAUUACAUAUACACACCUUUUUUGAAAGGCCCCAGAGGCUGCAACACCUAAGCAAGAGGCACCACUAACCAAACACUGCCAUGAAGACCAAAGAACUCUCCAAACAAGUAAGGGACAAUGUUGUUGAGAAGUCAGGGUUAGGUUAAAAAAAAUAAAUAUCCAAAUCUUUGAUGAUCCCCGGGAGCACCAUCAAAUCUAUCAUAACCAAAUGGAAAGAACAUGGCACAACAGCAAACCUGCCAAGCAUGGAGGUUCACCUUCCAGCAGGGCAAUGACCCCAAACACACUGCUGAAGCAACACUUGAGUGUUUUAAGGGGAAACAUAUAAAUGUGUUGGAGUGGCCUAGUCAAAGCCCAGACCUGAAUCCAAUAGAAAAUCUGUGGUCAGACUUAAAGUUUGCUGUUCACAACCGCAAACCAUCCAACUUGAUGGAGCUGGAGCAGUUUUGCAAGGAGGAAUGGGCAAAAAUCCCAGUGGUAAGAUGUGGCAAGCUCAUAGAGACUUAUCCAAAGCGACUUGGCGCUGUGAUUGCUGCAAAAGGUGGCUCUACAAAGUAUUGACUUUAGGGGGGUGAAUAGUUAUGCACAUUGACUUUUUCUGUUAUUUUGUCCUAUUUGUUGUUUGCUUCACAAAUAAAAAAAAUCUUCAAAGUUUUGGGCAUGUUCUGUAAAUUAAAUUAUGCAAAUCCUCAAACAAUCCAUGUUAAUUCCAGGUUGUGAGAAACAUAGAAUGUGACGGCAGAUAAGAACCAUUCGGCCCAUCUAGUCUGCUCAAUUUUCUAAAUACUUUCAUUAGUCCCUAGUCUUAUCUUAUAGUUAGGAUAGCCUUAUGCCUAAUAUAGCAAGUGUGUUAAAAAAUAAGCCUAAUAUAGCUUGGUGCUACUUCUAAGUGCUGUUUCUAAGUGUGUAGUUGGAGAUAUUCUGGAGAGGCAACAAAACAUGAAAAAAAAGCCAAGGGGGGUGAAUACAUUUGCAAGGCACUGUAUAAAUGUAUUACUACAGUGUCCAUCACUAUGGUCUAGUUCAUAGGUAGGCAACUUUCAGCACUCCACAUGUUGUGGACUACAUCUUCCACGAUACUUUGCCUGCAUUAUAGAUGUAGGAGCAUUAUGGGAGAAGUAGUCCACAACAUCUGGAGUGCCAAAGAUUGCCUACUCCUGUAGUUACUAAUCCGCAAAGUAACCAUUCUGCAAUUAAAGGAAUUUACCCUCAAAUUUGCUUGUAGUAUUACCACUCUAAUAGCAUAGUGAAGGGGGAGGAGACUUUUGUUGAUUGCAUACAACUACCUGGUAGAACCACAUUUGGCAGCAGUUACCGCUGUCGUUGUUCAGUCUUUACCAGCAAUACAUGCAUAUUUUGAUCCUUCAGUUUUUCACAAUUAUUUAUGUAAAAUUGCACAGCUUCUGUCAAGUUUGGUGCUUGAACUCCAAUUUCCAAGUCUCCCUACAGGUUCCUAAAGGAAAACUAUAAUCACUCUGACCACUUCAUCUAAAUGACCUGGUGUGUGUGCAGUGGCCUGUCCUUUCAACCAGUUUUGUUUUGUUGUUUUGGUUUUUAAACUGCAAUGUUUAUAUCUGCCUCUAGUGGCUGUCAUAAAAACUGCUUGAAAAAUGUACAUUUUUAGAAAGGCGAAAUAGAGUAGAACACUGCAAGAUCACAGACUUUGUGGUUAAGCUGUUCGUGAACUGUUUACAUUUUGAUGUAAAACUGUUGCCUCUUUAAAUUAUUAGAUAUGUUACAAAUGCUAACAAUGCCAAUAAAGGCAAGCUACUGUAUACCUAAACAUCAGCAGUCUUAUCUGUGGAGGUUCAAACAAGGGUUAUGAUACUUAACACCAUAGCAUUGUGGAUUGCAUCAAUAUACGUGAUAUACUAAAGUAAUUGUAAAGCUUAUUUUGUACUUUUUUUAGAGCAUCACCUUUUACUGAGUUUGUUGCAUUGCUUUUUCAAGGUUGAAUCACGAGACAGAGAAAUAGAGCGUUUGGCACUGGCCUUGGAUGGUGGGCGUUCGCAUGAUGUUAUUUCUCUAGAAGCCAGAUACAGAAGUAAUGAGAAGCUUGUUGCCCAUUUAAAUCUUCAAGUGAGUUGGUUUUAUUCUUGUUGCCAAGUCAAAACCACAGUCUGGCUGUAAUGAUGCAUUUUUAUUGUAUAUAUUUGAUACAUUUUUAUUUUACUGUAAUCUGUGCAAUUUCACACUUUAUCAAAUCAAAGAAACAGUAAAACCCAUUUCUAGUGGUUUGGUUGUAUAAAUACCAAUGGAUUAUGGUUAUUGCAUGACAUUUCUGAUUUGAAAAACCAUACUGUUAUAAGAUCUUCCCUUUUCUGUCACUGUAGCCUGUCUUAUGAUCCUUUUUUGGAAUUGAGUAGUUUAAUGCUUAACGCUUAACCCAGAGAUCAUAGAUGGUUCAUAGGGAGAGAAGAUGGGUGCACUACUGCCCCUUUAAUCUAGUGCAUUGUCUUCAAAAUGGAGAAAAUAUAUAUCUACCAUCAUUACUUGUUCUACAGUGUGCAGAACUUUACCAUGAAUCUUGUGUACUCAGUGCAUAUUUUAUCCCCACAGUUGUAUUCAUGCACAGCAGUUCCAAGUGCAACAGUUAUGUUUAAGAUCCCAUUACACCUCCCCUUUUCAAGGUUCUUUGGGUUUGCCCCUAAAAAAUUUGAAAUACUUUUUUAUAUUUAAUGUAUAAUAUCCUUUUAUUAUCUUCUCCCAGAUGGUAAAGGCAUUUAAGAUCUUUAAAAGAACACUUUUGGGGGGGCGGGGCUCUAGCUGAGCGGUCACACAGGACUGGGGCUCCAAUACAUUGCUUUAAAGCCCGCUAACCGUCCAAUAUUGAAGUGCAUCCGUCUUCCACCCAUACCGAGUGCUACCGGGAACGCAGCGGGCACCAGCUGGUGCAAACCUGAGUCAAAAUGGAGGCCUAGCGUGGUCCCGGCUGGGAGUGGCGGCCGACCCUCACAGCAGGGCCAGCGGGCUAAAUCACGGCCGAAUCCUGUACCUCCCAGGACCGGUGGGGGUCAUGACGGUCCACAAAACCCACUGUUGCCGCCUCUUAUCUGCGUAUUUCAAGCUACACUGGUCUCAAAACAAGCUUGCACAGAGGGAACCAAGUCACUGCACAAGAUUGCGGAUGCACUCAUCAAGGAGACACGAGGCCUAGCACCAUGUCAGGCUGACCUCCCUGCGUCUCACAGUAACAUCAAAGACCGACUAGAAGCAAUAUAUGACCGAUUCUUGGCGUCACUGGAGGAAAAGGAUGACGCUGAAUGCGAUGGCCACUGUACCCCAGGCUGAAAAAUCGCAACACUAUGAGGUGAGCUCUCUGGUGCCUCACACAGGCAAAAUAACCCCAAAAGCACCAAGCUCCACUAAUCUAAGCCUCCCCAAGCCUUGGGACAAACUGGGGACAACCCCAAGGCACCGGCCAUGCCGGCGGAAGAGCGCAACACUUAGAGCCCUAAGCACCAACCAGGAUGGAAAGAACUUGGCCUUCAGCAGUCACCAAGUUCGUGGCAGCGAAGUACUGGUCCCAUCGCAGGCCGGGGUCAGGAGUGUCGCCUCACACAGCCUAUGCAAGGUCACCCACCCUCAUGAACUGUACCCACAUGGAAGUUCUGAACCCAGCCGGGGUAUUGGAUGACUGCCUUCCUAGCGGAUCGGAUCAGCCAGCGAGUUAUCAAAGCAUGCCUUACCAGAACACUCAUGAUGCAGAAUUAGAUAUGACAGUGUUUCUUAUGUUUAUUAACUAUGAUUUCCUGUAGCGCAGCACAAACAGAGUUAAGGCAACAGUGGCUAUCCAUACCUAGCAUGUCUCUAACUACUCAUUGCUUACUAUGUCUUAUAUGCUUGACAGAAUUUAAUUCAAGCCAAGUAAAUAGAUGUGUCUAGCUAGCAAGGUUAUAUUAUCAUGCCUCUAUCUACAAACCUGUUCUUUAACAUUGUUUACUCUUGCACACUUAAGACUCACUUCAUGUAUAAUGUCUCAAGCUUGACAAAACCAACGUGAACCAGAACAUUAGACCUAUUUUGUUAGCAUGUUUUAUUCAUUUUAUUUUUUUAAAUACCUCGAUCAACAUGCCUAGGACUUUGCAUAGCUGAGUAUUUCUCUCUCAAUAGUUAAUCUAGACAUGUUCUGCUUAGCCUGUAUUCUACACUACAUUGAAAAUUGUGCAGUAUACUCAAAUGCCUUGUACCUAUUAUGCUUUGUCCCAUUCACUGUUUUGCCAAUGCUGUUGGGGCAUUUUCAGAUUGUUUGUUAAACAUAUGCACACAAAAAAAACUCUUAACACUAAACUUAAACAUAUUUAUUUUUAAUGUUCGAGUAAUCAUUAGUAGAUGUUGGAUCGUAGGAGACCCAAAUUUAAAACAAAACCAAUAUUCUUUUCACCUUAUAUUUAGCGCUAUACAGUUUCUAUCAGGCAACUGCUCCUUUUCUGAGAUCAGUUGUCUAGAUGAUCUGUUGGCAAACCAUUGCUCCUGAAAGAGAAGCAUUGUGGACUUAAUUGGCAUCUUGGCACUUGCCUCAGCCAGUUGGAUUUUUUUCAUAUAGAAGAAUUCACAGCAUUCAAUGGCAUCAUGCUGUGGUGAUGACUCCAAACUUCAGGGAUUUUAAAGUUAUUUAAAGUCUUUUUUCUAAGAAGGGUCUCUAGUGGUUGUCACUUUGACAAUUACUAGAGGAGUGGUUAUGACAAAAUGUAAUAAUUGCUAGACAGAGACCAGGACUUGGCAAUAAAAACCACUUAAUUGAGAUUAAUUGUAGUGCGUAGAGCAGGCUUCCCCAAACUCUGGCCCUCCAGAUGUUGCCUGAACUCCUACUCCCAUGAUUCUAUCAAUGAAAUAGGCUGAAAAUCAUAGGAGUUGUAGUUCAUCAACAUCUGGAGGGCCCGAGUUGGGGGUAGCCUGGCAUGGAGUUUCCCUUUAAGAUUCUGUAUUUUUUUUUUAUUUUUUAUUUUUUGACUUGUGACUUGUGACUAUUGUUAUUUAUUAUUGGUUUUACUUGAGUGUCUUUAAACAAAACUGCUGUCAUGGUUUUCUCACUAUCCUUUAGAUUGAAUGCCUCCAGCAAGCAAACAGAGAUCUUGAGAAACGCAUUGAGAACCUCUUGGAAACACGGCAGAAUGUGACCUCCGAGGUGGUAAAUCUUAGUACCAAGAAUGAUGAACUAUGUAAAGAGCUCACAGAAAUAGAUCAAUUAGCUCAACAGCUGGAGCGAGACAAGGAGAUUGUUCUAGAAACAGCAGAUGCUGAAAUUCAAGAGGCAAAGGUAGGAGUCUAUAUCUGACCAAGAAAAUAAUCUGACAUAUCAUGAAAAGUGAAAGUACACUCAGUGGUAAAUACAUAAAAUAUUUUAGAUUAUAGAUCUAGUUCUUUAAAAUGCACUAGUUUUGCAUUCAUAGUUAUAUGCUUGUUUAAUGGUCCUGGUUCUUAAAGGACCAUUAUAGUGCCAGGAAAACAUACUCGUUUUCCUGGCAUUAUAGUGCCCUGAGGGUGCCCCCACCCUCAGGGACCCCCUCCCGCCCGGCUCUGGAAGGGGGAAAGGGGUUUAAACUUACCUUUCUCCAGCGCUGGGCGGAGAGCUCUCCUCCUCCGUUCCGCCUCGUCGGCUGAGCUGCGCGUACAUUCAGCCGGUCGCAUAGGAAAGCAUUUACAAUGCUUUCUUAUGGACGCUUGCGUGCUCUCACUGUGAAAAUCACAGUGAGAAGCACGCAAGCGCCUCUAGUGGCUGUCAAUGAGACCGCCACUAGAGGCUUUGGGGGAAGGCUUAACCCAUUAAUAAACAUAGCAGUUUCUCUGAAACUGCUAUGUUUAUAAAAAAAAUAAAAAAUGGGUUAACCCUAGAAGGACCUGGCACCCAGACCACUUCAUUAAGCUGAAGUGGUCUGGGUGCCUAGAGUGGUCCUUUAAAUGACUUUUAGUGGUAAAAUGGACACAUGCAGCAUUUAAUGUACUGCUUUGUGUUUCUUUAUUUUUUCAGAAAUCAUGCAUCUAGAAUUGUGGGGGGGGGGGGAAUCUGGAUUUAUUUAUUUUUUAUUAUUAUUUUUUAUACACACUUUUCAUCUUUUACAUUUAUAGUGCCAUUUUCAUAGGCACAACAUGAAACACAGACAUUUCAUCAGCCUGAAAUAAAGCUUCGAUAAAAUGCAAUAUUUUCACAUCUUUCAGGAUGAAAUCAAAACUCUGCAAGUUGAGGUCCACAAACUUGAAAAUGUGAUAUCAAAUUUGAAGUGUGUAAGUAAACCUGUUCUAGUAUACAAAUGUUUUUGGAAAAUUUUUAUUUGAUUCAACACUAUACACUGGUCAGCCACAACAUUAACACCACUGACAGGUAACGUGAAUAACAUUGAUUACAUCGUUACAAUGGCACCUGUCAACAGGUGGGAUAUAUUAGGCAGCAAGUGAACAGUCAGUUUCUGAAUUUCAUGUGUUGGAAGCAGGAAUAAUGGACAAGUGAAAAGAUCUGAGUGAUUUUCACAAGUGCCAAAUAGUGAUGGCUAGACGACUCGGUCAGAGCAUCUCCGAAUCUGCAAGUCUUGUGUGGGGAUCUGGUAGCAGUGGCUAGUACCUACUAAAAGUGAUGCAAAGGAGAUCAAAUAGUGAACCAGGGUCACGGGGAUCCUAGGCUUAUUCAUUGCACGUUGUGAACAAAGCCUAGCUGAUUCUAUCACAUAGAAAAGCCACUAUAGCUCAAAUUGCUGAAAAAUGUAAUGUUGGCCAUGAUCGAAAGGUGUCAGAACACACAGUCCAUUGUAAUUUGCUACCUUUGGGGAAAUGUUCUGCUGGGAAACCUUACAUCCUGGCAUUUAUGUGAUUGUUACUUUUGACACAUACCACCUACCUAGAGUUAGUUGCAGACCACAUACACCCAUUCAUGGCAAUGCUAUUUCCUGAUGACAGUGGCUUCCUUCUGCAGGAUAAUACAUUAUGCCAGAGUGCAAAAAUUGUUCAGGAAUGGUUUAAGGAAAAUGACAAAGAUUUCAAGGUGCUGCCUUGGCUUCCAAAUUCCCCAGAUCUCACUUUUCCUAAUAAAGACAUAUUUACAUGCUAAUGUGCAAGCACAUACGAUCUUUAUGUGGGCCGGGUUUCUGCUACUAUGGGGAGGUCUGGCAGUGACUUUGCUUUGCAAUUCAAAUGCUUGAAAAUCUGGAGACUAAUUGGCAGAAAACCAAAAUCUAUAAUGUAGUCGGCUCCCAAUACCUGUGUAAAAAGAACUUGUUACCUGAACAAGGUGCCACUGCCAUAAAUGAAGUGGACAAGACUAGACCUUCCCACCUUCACCCGUGUUCAUGAGUGGAGUUGAUGAUAAUAUUGAAUGUUAGUUUCCAAGGCCACUUGACGCAAAGGGGCUCCUUUAAUAGCAUCCUCUAGAAGAGGCAUGAAGCAGCUCUUGUCAGAACUCUGGUACAAAGGGGAGUGGGUGUGCAGGACACUCCUGGCACCAUAACCACUUCAGUUCACUGUAGUUGUUGUGGUCCUUGAAAUGUUCCUUUAAAAGGACAUUCCACUGCCCAAAUACAAACUAAAUCGCUAUUUAGUAGAUAUUUCCACACUGAAAACAUGCAUACAUUUAACUAUGCAUUUUUUUUUUUUUCAUUUUGGUUAUAUCUAAAAACAGCUUGUUAAAGCUGUAUAUCUCUUGCUUUGCAAACCCCUCCCCUUCUACCGCAGCCCAGACUUUCUGUGGCUGUCCAAUCACUGACUUCCAGUGUAGCUCAGUGAGAAGUUUUUGCAAGGCUGAUGCUAUGGACAAUAGCCUGCCUCUUGAGGUUAGCUAAACUGAGCUAACCUACCAGGAAGUAACAGGAACACUGUCCAAUUGACAGCCAGCGGGUGAUAAAGGUAAAUUUACAAAAUUGCCCAUUUCUAAUGAAAUCUGCACCUUUUUGUAAAAUGGGGAAAAAAGAGCACACUUUUCAAACAUGAAUCACUUCAGCUAGUUAAAGUGGUUUUGGUGUUUGGAGUGUUUGUUUAAUACAUAUAACAGUGCACCCUUGACCACUGUCACAUAUCUGUGGUUUGAUAAACAUAAGGGGCAUGGGGUUUCCCUUUCCCUGGUCUGUGCAUUUUCUUUGGGGUUUAUCCUAUUCCCUCAGAUCUUCGUCUCCUCUUGCUCUGCCUCCCACAAAAAUUUUCAAUCUCUCCCUCUCAUCUGGCACAUUUCCUCUACCCUUCAAACAUGCAACCGUUACCCCCAUUCAAAAAAGAAAAGAAAAAAGCCAAACCUUGACCUUAAUUCCCCAUCCAACUACCGCCCAAUCUCACUACUGCCAUUUGCCUUCAAGAUCCUUGAGAGAGUAUGCGAGAUUGACGGACUUCCUCUCUGCUUGGCCCACUUGUCGCGGUUCUCACCGCGACAUCCAGACGGCCAGUCGAGGUCGCUCCAGAAGUGCCCGGUGACGGACUUGAACCUGGGUACUUUGCAAUCCUGGACCUGCUUUUUUGCCUCUGAGCCACUAUACAACUCUAGGAUUGCCUUGUACCCAGCACUGGGGGCUGGACAUUAUUCUGUGGCUGCUCCAACAAUCUUAACACACCUGUGGCUGAUCACCAAUUAGCCAGGUAUAAGACACUGCCUCUCCCUGAGGGCAGUGUCAGUUCAUUGACUCUGGGUCCCUUGUUUGGUUCCUGUCAUGCCAUAUCAACGUUCCAGUAUUUCCUGUCUGAUUCUGGCUUCUGACCUUGGCUUUCCUCCUGGACUACUCUGAUCUCUGGCUUCCCCUGACUUUGGCUUUCCUUGACUACGCUUCUGCUAAUCCCUGCUGUACUGCUACUUGGAGCACUAUUCCUGGAAAGCCCCCGUGCACAGACUCACAGAUCAGGUGGCGUCUUACCUGGUCACCCUGGUCUGUGUCUACUUUGCAAGGGUGAGCGUAUAACUCUGCGAGCCGGACUCCCCAUCAGGUAAGACUCCUGACACCACUUCAAUCUGGAUUCCGCGCUCGUCACUCUGUUGAAACAGCUGUGACCAAAGUAUCCAAUGAUCUUAUCACUGCAAAAUCCCAUGGCAUCUACUCUAUCCUAAUUCUCCUCUACCUUCUGCUGCUUUUGACACUGUUGAUAACAGCUUCUUCUCAUCCUCCGUAAUCUCGGUCUUCGAGAUACCGCUCUCUCCUGGUGCUCUUCCUACCUCUCCCAACAUUCUUUCAGUGUUUCUUUCUCUGACUCUGCUUCUUCUCUCCAAUCCCUCUCUGUUGAUGUUCCCCAAGGGUCUGUCCUUGGUCCCCUAUUGUUCUCAUCUACUCCUUCAGCUUUCAGUAUCAUUUCUAUGCGGUUGACACGCAAAUUUAUCUGUCCUCCCCUGAUUUCUCACCACCCCUCAUGACUCAUGUCUCUGCCUCUACUAUUUCCAACUGGAUGGCUACUCAUUUCCUUAAAUUUAACCUGUACAAAACAGAACUUCUGAUCUUCCCUCCUUUAAGUGUUGCUUAUCUGUUUCCCUCCAAGUCAAUGGCACUACUAUCCGCUCUGGCUCGCUGCCUAUGUGUUCUCUUUGACUCCGACCACUCCUUCACCCCUCAUGUCCAAUCAAUUGCUAAAUCCUGCCGCUUCCAUCGCAAAAACAUAGCGCGCAUCCGACCCUAUUUAACGCCUAAUAAGGUGCUUGUCCAUGCCGCUGUUCUCUUUUGCCUUGAUUACUGUAAUCCGCUUCUCAGUGGUCUUAAGUGUUCCCAACUUGCCCUAUUACAGUCUAUAAUGUAUGCGGCGGCGAGGCUUAUCUUCCUGCCCUCCCACAACUCCCCCUUUGUCAGUCCCUACAUUGGCUUCCCGUAAGAUACAGGACUCAGUUUAAGAUCCUGAUACUUGCUUACAAAUCUGUAAUCUUACACCAAGCUGCUCCUACCUAUUUAUCCUCACUAAUACACAAAUAUGUCCCAUCUAGGCCCCUACGCUCUGCUGGAGACCUACAUCUAACCUCUGUUCGUACUCCUAUCUCUGACGCUUGCCUUAAAGACUUCUCUAGGGCUGCAUCAUUCCUUUGGAACGCCCUUCCUCUCUCUCUUAAACUUUCACCCAGUCUCCAAUCCUUCAAAAAAUAUUUGAAAACUUACUUCUUUAGGAAAGCAUAUCAUUUAACCUGUAAUUAGCUUUCUCUCCCCGCACACUGAUUCCUCUCCUGCAACUGUCAUCAAAACAACACCUAGCCCUCAGUGAACACUAUCCUAGCAACAUGUUUUUCUACCAUACCCUUACCUUUUGUGUCAUUAUACCCCACUCCCUCUAGCAUGGAAGAUCAUUGAGCCGGGCCCUCAAUCUCUCUGUUCCUGUGUGUCCAACUUGUCUGGUUACAAAUACACGUGUCUGUUAGUCCACCCAUUGUAUAGUGCUGCGGAACUUGUUUGCGCUUUAUAAAUAUUAAUAAUAGUUGACUAAACAUCAAAUUGUAUUGAACUGAAAAUGUAGGCAACAUCUGCUGGUUCCUUCUGACGAUAUAUUACUGUCAUAACUGCUUUUCUUUAUUCUGUAAUUUAUGAUUCAAUCCCCUCAAGAAAGAUUGACAAAAAAAAUCUGCUGAAUUCUCUACAGUUUGUUGCUUAGCUUAACCCAUAUGAUUUGAACUCAAUUAGAAAAUAUGCCAAACUUUGCUGAAGUGUCUUGUAUUAUGAUUGGCUUAAAAGCCAGCCUAUUAAUACUCAGGGUGGAGAUUUCAGAUAUCACUGUGUUUCCUCUCUUUUUCCAUUACAGGUCAUGGGGGUUUACGCAUUUUUUUUUCUGUGUUUGUGGGUUCUAAUUUGUUUUGGAAAAUGUUGGUAUGUUUUGGGCUUUGUUUAUACUUAUCGAUUUUCUUUCUUUGGUUUCUUGUUACAUUUAUGCAACACUUUUACAAAUCUUAACGUACUAUUAUAGUGUGUGUGUGUGUGUGUGUGUGUGUGUAUGUGUGUAUAUAUAAUAUAUUAAUUUAAAACAUAACUUCAUGUGUAAAUAUAAUGCAAUGUUAAAAAAAUAUCUUGACUUAAAAUAUAAAUCGUUUUAACUGGUUUUAGGACUUAAAUACAUGUGAAUUUGAGAAGAAUAAGCUUACUGAUGAACUGGAAAAAAGAAAAGAUGAAUACCGCAAGUUAGAGUCCCUUGUGAACCACAUAGAGCAUGAAAAAAGGAGACUUUCAAAUAAAGUGGAGAAGCAGAUGAUGACUGGUAUGUCUCCUAAAUCAUUGUGAUGUAGAUAAAUAAGUGUGUAUGUAUCUAUAUAUGUAUGUAUGUGUGUGUAUGUAUGUAUGUAUGUGUAUAUAUGUAUAUGUAUGUAUGUAUAUAUAUAUAUAUAUAUAUAUUAUACUGUCAGUUCAUCAUGUCCUGGUAAUUUUUUUGUGUGCCCUAAACUCUGAUACGUGAUAACAGGAGGAGUUGGGACAUUUAACCAGGAACCUAUUGGUUGGUGAACUGUGCAUUUUGAAGGUCAUUAAUGUUUCAUAUAUUAUUAAUGGAAUGUUAAACGGUCAUCAGGUUCUUUUGUGGAAAAAUCUUCCAAGGAUUUAACCCCUUAACGACGUUGGGACAUGUCAUUCCGUGGGACAUGUCAUUCCGUGCUACAAGGCAUUGGUUUUAAUAUCUAAUGUCACAUACUAGCAUUCUGGUAUGAGGUCGAUUUACAUUUCUGCUCACACCAGGGAGACCUAGGUUUCAAUGAAUGCCUGUUGUUCCCCUCUGUCAGGUGGGUUGAGAUUUAGUGGCCCCAGUCUGGUCAAUGAGCUGUAUGCAUUGUUCUAAGUGGGUGAUGCAUACAGCUCUUAAAUAUCUUUUGAAACCUCACAGCUGAGCAGAUCACACUCAUACACAUGGAUUCUCUAACUUACAGAUGCUCAAGGGAGACCCCGAGGGCAUGGCCUGCCUAUAUGCCUCUCUGCAGAUUGUGGUUAGUGCUGAUCUUUUCCAGUGUGAUUAGCAGGGAAAAUAUGCUGGAGGCUCAGCACUACAGGGACAUCUCCCUGUCAUGCUUAAAAUAGCCAGUAGAUGGGGGGGUAACCAGAUCACUUCCUCCUUUUUUUUUUUUUUUUUUUUUAGCCAGGAGAUCCAUUUGCUGAUAUUAGAUACACUGUCACCAGUGGGGUACCUCAGGGAUCUGUACUUGGACCCAUUCUCUUUAAUAUGUUUUAGUGAUAUUGCAGAAGGUCUUGAUGGUAAGGUAUGUCUUUUUGCUGAUGAUACUAAGAUAUGUAACAGGGUUGAUGUUCCAGGAGGGAUAAGCCAAAUGACAAAUGAUUUAGGUAAACUAGAAAAAUGGUCAGAAUUGUGGCAACUGACAUUUAAUGUGGAUAAGUGCAAGAUAAUGCAUCUUGGACGUAAAAACCCAAGGGCAGAGUACAGAAUAUUUGAUAGAGUCCUAACCUCAACAUAUGAGGAAAGGGAUUUAGGGGUGAUUAUUUCUGAUGACUUAAAGGUAGGCAGACAAUGUAAUAGAGCAGCAGGAAAUGCUAGCAGAAUGCUUGGUUGUAUAGGGAGAGGUAUUAGCAGUAGAAAGAGGGAAGUGCUCAUGCCAUUGUACAGACACUGGUGAGACCUCACUUGGAGUAUUGUACACAGUACUGGAGACCGUAUCUUCAGAAGGAUAUUGAUACCUUAGAGAGGGUUCAGAGAAGGGCUACUAAACUGGUUCAUGGAUUGGGGAUAAAACUUACCAGGAAAGGUUAAAGGAUCUUAACAUGUAUAGCUUGGAGGAAAGACGAGACGGGGGGAUAUGAUAGAAACAUUUAAAUAUAUAAAGGGAAUCAACACAGUAAAGGAGGAGACUAUAUUUAAAAGAAGAAAAACUACCACAACAAGAGGACAUAGUCUUAAAUUAGAGGGACAAAGGUUUAAAAAUAAUAUCCGGAAGUAUUACUUUACUGAGAGGGUAGUGGAUGCAUGGAAUAGCCUUCCAGCUGAAGUGGUAGAGGUUAACACAGUAAAGGAGUUUAAGCAUGCGUGGGAUAGGCAUAAGGCUAUCCUAACUAUAAGAUAAGGCUAGGGACUAAUAAAAGUAUUUAGAAAAUUGGGCAGACUAGAUGGGCCGAAUGGUUCUUAUCUGCCGUCACAUUCUGUGUUUCUAUGUUAGUACUGCUAUUUAGGGUAAGGUAAGGUUAGGCUUAAUGCUGUUUAGGAAAAGUAUACUGUUUAUAGUUGGUUUAAGCUUAGGGGUAGGGUUGGUAUAGUGAUGGGGAGGCUGGUAUAGGUCUAGUGUUGACUACCUACCAAAAAUUGAUUUAAAUCUUAGACAUUAGGCUUUUAAUAAUCAGGAUUUAUACAUAACUCUAGUUAUGUAUUAACAAAAGAAAACAUUUGAAAAAAAUGCAUUUUUAACAUUUUAUUAAAGGACCACUAUAGUGCCCUGAGGGUGCCCCCACCCUCAGGGUCCCCCUCCCGCCCGGCUCUGGAAAGGGGUUAAAACUUACCUUUUUCCAGUGCUGGGCGGGGAGCUCUCCUCCGAUCCUCCUCUUCUCCUCCCCGUCGGCUGAAUGCGCACGUGCAGCAUUCAUAAUGCUUUCCUAUGGACGCUGGCGUGCUCUCACUGUGAAAAUCAGAGUGAGAAGCACGCAAGCGCCUCUAGCGGCAGUCAAUAAGACAGCCGCUAGAGGAUUAGGGGGAAGGCUUAACCCAUUCAUAAACAUAGCAGUUUCUCUGAAACUGCUAUGUUUAUGAAAAAAUGGGUUAACCCUAGCUGGACCUGGCACCCAGACCACCCCAUUAAGCUGAAGUGGUCUGGGUGCCUAGAGUGGUCCUUUAAUACUUAAAGCACAUUUGUCACGUUUCAGUAUUUCAUAAAGAUAUUACUUCUUAUGAAAUAAUGAUUAUGACUGCAUUAGAAUUUCAUUAAAAUUCCAGCACAAUCCAGAGAUACCAUUAGACAAAGUUGGGACUACUUUGUGUUAUGGUAAAGCCUUAGGUUGAAAAACAGAGGAGCUCCUUUGUCAACAUUUGUCCAAUCCCAGUAGCCAUCACAAAUGACGGCUGUCGUAAUCCGGGUUUGUCUAUGUAGGUUCCUCCGAGGAUUCUCAACUUCAGUCGAAUUCAGCACUGACAUGAUUCCUGGCAAUUGAAGUGCAAGAAGCCAAAGAGAAUCUGCAUCGUAAAGAUGGCAGCAGUCGCGAGGGACAUCUUGAGUUAAGUAAAACUCACCUCCCUAGCGUCCUGUGGCCACCUGACCCACACCAGAUCUGUCAGUUUCAGGGGGUUGCAAAAUAUUUUUAAAAAGUAAUUUUGUUCUUUGAAAAACAAAAUAUAAUAUAUUCACUUAAAGAAAAACCCUUAAAUUACAGCACUAAUUCUAGAUUUUGUUUUGGUUCCAAAUUGCCUCCAUCCUAAAGGGGUUGCCAUGUUCUUUCAUCUUAUUGAAUUGGUUAUAGUGCCUGGAGUCCCGUGGAACUCCCUCCAUUCAGUGUUGAACAAUUAUUGAGCAGUUUAACACUGAAUGAGAGUCUGUGGUUUCCUACAGCCGUGCUUCCAUUUGAGAUAUGGCUAAAGAAAUUUCUACACACUUCCUUGUAGACAUACCGAUUUAUAUCUGCAAUGGCACUGUUAUAGGUUGAAAGAGGUCAGCUGACAUUCUCUUCUCAGUCAAUCACAGCCACUCAUUGCUGCUAAGGCUCAUUUGCCCAAGCAACACACAGGGGAUGCGUUGUUGUUGACUCAGUUUAAUGCCGAAUGGACUAUAACCACUUUAACAAGCUUAAACUGCUAUGGUGCCAACAGUGUCCAUUUAAGGGAUGUUUCACCAUUAAAGGACCACUAUAGGGUCAGGAACACAAACAUGUAUUCCUGACCACCUAGUGUUAAAACCACCAUCUUGCCUCCUUAAAUAUAGUAAAAAUCAUAUUUUAAUUCAAGUCUGCAGCUGCUGGCUCUGCCUCUGACCUGCCUGCUGACAUCAAUAGGAAGUGGUUGUCUGAGCCAGUCUCAAUGCUUCCCCAUAGAAUUGGCUGAGACUGUCAUGGAGGCAGAUCAGGGACAGAGCCAACACAGGUCAAACACAGCCCUGGCCAAUCAGCAUCUUCUCAUAGAUUAAUUGAAUCCAUGCAUGUCUAUGAGGAAAGUUCAGUGCCUGCAUGCAAAAGGUGGAGACACUGAAUGGCAGUCCUGCUCACUGUGCAGCACUGCCUCAGGAAGCACCUCUAGUAGCCAUCAAUGGAGUUAUCACUAGGCUGUAAUGUAAACACUGCAUUUUCUCUGAAAAGACCGUGUUUACAGCAAAAAAAACAGAAGGGAAUGAUUCUGCUCACCAGAACAAAUACAAUAAGCUGUAGUUUUUUCUGGUGACUAUAAUGUCCCUUUAACAAGUCAGUGUAGUUUUAGAAUAGUGUUUGAGGUUUUGGUAAGAGUCCGUUCUUUUCAUAAAACUAAACUGAACUGAAGGUUAACCUUUGAAAACCAGGCAUAACAUGUCAAAGCUUAAUUUAUUUAUACCUGUAUUUAUUGACCAAUGUUUCAGAACGGGAACUGGUUUUAGAAGUGGAGCGAAUGCGGACACAGUAUGGCAUUUUGCGUACUGAUCGCUCACCUUCUCGACUAGACUCCUUUGUAAAGACCUUGGAGGAUGAAAGGGAUUACUAUAAAACCGAAAUGGAGAAACUGGAGCGCGUGGUUAAUCUGAAAUCCAGUGUUCUUGGACAUUCAAGGUUGGAAAGCAGCAGGUCUCCAUCUUCACCAGACAAGGUAAUACCACUUGAUCACACAGUAUCUACAGGUUGGCUGUAAAAUGUUGUCAAUGAUGUUGAAUUCCUUUUUAAGUUAUUUACUUAUACUUGCUGCCAGAACAUGGUAUGUAGGAAACUAAUCCUAUUGAGGCAGAGUUUGCUUGUGAAGCUCACACAUUCUUCAUCUUGUUACUAAUCACAAAAACAAUACCUCCACUCCUCAAUAAACUUAAACAGACUGUUGAGGUUAAAAAAAAAAAAAACCUUGAAAAAGGCAAUUAAGAUUCAAUCUAAAACUUGAAUUUAUUAGUUAUUCACAAAUAUAUUCCCAUAUAAGUCCCAAGAAUCCUAGCUCUUUUGCAACGUCUACAGCUAGGCUGAUCCAUCACCUUGUUGCCCAGCACUAAUGUUUUCAUGCUGGGCAGUGUCCAAUCAAAUGGUUCUCACAGCCCAAUUGUAUCAUGUAUCUCUUUUAUAUAUGUAUAUGUUUCAUUAAUUCUAAGAAUUUCCAUGUGCUUUUACCAUGGACCAUUUUUCAAACGUGGCAUCUUCUUACCUUUUUAAAGUGACGUUAAACUUCUAGCCAUAUUUAAUAGAAGUAUGAAAUAGUUUUUGGAUACGUUCAUAAUAGUGUGCUACAGCAAUGAGUCUUGCAUGGAGUUUAUCAUCAACAUGAUAAGCCCAUGCUGCCAGGUACUCUGCAACAACAUGGUGUACUUGACUUGUGAGCAGCAAGUUUUUCUCUCCUGCUGGAGUGGAAGAUAUUAAUUUCCCCCUAUAAUUAGCAGGGCAGCCCACUGAGGGCCCCCUUGUUAAUUACUUUAAUAGUAAUUCAACCCUAAUUCAUCUGAAUUUAGAAGGAAUCCAAUGUUCCAUUUGGCUUAUUUUUAUUAUUAUUAUUUAUUUUUUUUUUUAAACAAUCUUUUUAUUAAAAAGUUUUAGGUUUUUAACAGAGAUGUAGGUACAUAAUCAGAAAAGGAAAGGUAGCAAACAGUGUGUUGUGUUCCAGUUCGGUUGGAGACAAGAAGUUCUAUGAGGAGGUUUCCGUAGUAUUGUAGCCCUCCAAAAUAUAAUACCAUCCAUUACCGUAGAUGACAAAUGCCUAACCUGUAUGUAUAAUAUUAGUGACAAAUAUCACACCUUUUGCACAUGCUUCCUAGCGUGCUACAGGAGGCGUUUGCAAAGGGUGUGAUAUUUGUCACUAAUAUUGUUGUGGUAGUAGUUUGUUUUAUAAGGUCUUUGCUAAGGACACUUUUUAACAACAACAAAAAAAGGAUGAUUUAAAUGAAGGGGGCCAUUUACCAUCUUUACUACAUUUUGUGUGUUGCCAUUUUGAGUAAAAAUUAAUUUUUUGUUUUUUUUCUUAUCUCCAUUAAUGUUAGGGUGCUGGCUUUAAUUCAGAACUAAGGCGGAUAACUAGAGAGCGAGAUGAUCUACAGAACAUGCUUGAUCGGUUUGAGAAACAUAUGGCGGAAAUUCAGCUUAACGUCAAGUCGCUGACAGCAGAAAGAGAUAAGCUCCGUCUGCUUUAUGACCAGGUAUGGUCUAUAUGUUUGUACAUGGGCUACAUGUAGACAAUUAAUAUCUUGUAUAUGUGUGAUAUCACUGACGUUUUAAAGGAAUAUCAUUUUACAUCUAUCAUGUCACGAAUGAUAACUCUACCAGAAAAUGCAGUUACAUGUUAUUGUUGCAUAGCCUACUUCAAAUAAUUAGAGGAUCUAUGACAUCCGCCAAGGUACUCACUUUGUAGAGAUUGAAUUAUCUGUUAAAUAUGGACUCUGUCCUAAACUGCAAUUUUAUAAUGUCCAGUAAUAUACAUAAAGGAAAACUAUCGUCAUUUUGUUAUAUAAAAUAAAAAAACAAACACAUUACAUAUAACCAAAACCAUUAGAUUAUGGUGUUAAGUCCGAUAUGUGGUGCUUUGACGAAAGAGGACUUAAAGGUAGACUCCUCCAGGAAUCGUGUGAUUUUGAAAAAGGAACUGAAAUCAAGUAUUUUUAUUUCUUAGUCUCAGAAGGAGUCGAUUGUGCUAAGAGAUGCACCACAUAAAGAAUAUCAAGAUGAGCUGCUUCAUGUUGAAGAAGAAAAAAAUCUUGUUGUUUCAGACUUGCGGAGAGUCGCAGCAGAAAACGAAUGUUUAAAGGACGAGCUUACGGUAAUAUCAGUUAGAAUUUCUUUGGAUUUUGUGCUGUUGAAAUACAUCGCUACUGAUGACACCUAAAGUUCAAUGGAAAUUAGUUACUCGUUUAUAUUAUUUUUUCGAUUUUUAACACUGAAUGAGGGGUCCCACGGUGCACGCAGCCCAGCACUUGGUGCAUCAACCUGAGCAGCGAUGGUUGGCAUGGAUAGCCUGAGAGCAUCAGAUAAUCACACUUAACCUUUCACUGCCACCCGUCACUGGUAGUUGUAUAGUUAAUGCAGAGUUGCAAAAUGAUUUAGCCCUUAACCAUUGGAUGGUGCCAAGGAAACAGCACUUCAAAACAGUCCUAUAUGUACUACAUCUACCUUGAAUCUUUGUGCUAUGCGUCACUUCAGGUUCACGCAUACAGCAGCAAUACUAUAAGAAGAACUAUACAGCACAAGGUUCAUAGCGAUAUAUUAGCCGCGAUACGUCACUUCCGGGUGUGACACUAUAUUUCUACCUCAAAUAGUUUAACGGUUACAUAUUGCACUAUUUUUUUGUCAGUUUCUGUUUCCUUCAAGGUUACAAAAACCAUCCUACCUCAGCAUAUGUAGAUUGAACCAACUGAUGUAAUUAUAUUUUUUUAUGUUCUAAAUUUCUGCUAUACCUUAUUGCAUUUGGGGCACGGUCUCUCACCUUGCUUGUUGUUAUCUAUUUUGUCAGUGAGCACCUACUCCUAUCUCUAUCUGGAAAAAGACUUGACUGCCAGAAAGAAAGAAAAAUAUACUAGAAUAAGAGAGGGGGAAAAACCUUAGUCCCCUAGUAAUAUGUUUGUGGGAAAAUAAAGAGUAGUCACACAUUAGAUUUUCUUACUCUGCCCGAAACCUUGGAUACAUUUCUAUAUAAUUCUAUAAUUAUACUGUCUCCUAUUGCAGGUUCAGCAAGAAUCGUAUACUUCUGAAAAAUCGAAAUUUUUCCAAAGAAUUGUUGAACUUGAAAGCAACAUUCGAGAUGUAAGUGAUCAUUUUACACUUGUGAGAGAAACAUGCUUUAAUCUAGUUAACCCACCAUAAUUCAUCCCAACUUCUGGAUUACUACAGCACGCUAAGCAACUUGGCAUGUAGUAAAUGCAUGGAAAUAGCAAUUCAGCUGCUCAUUUUAUUUUGGAUCAUUUUUGAGUAUCAAAACUAUUAGAUUUAAGAUAAAUAUAAAGAACAUAACAGACAAACAACCAUGUACACCAAAAACUGAAUUGAACAAUGUACGCAUCACUAAAAGAAAAUGGAAUCCUGCAGCAAUCCUAUAUUCCUCAGAUAAAAAUAGAAAAAAGGGAAUUAAAGUGAAAGAAGGUGAAGAGAAAAAAAGAUUCAUCCAGUCAGUAAUAAUUAUAUAGGCCUAUGCUCUAGUAAACUAGACCAGUUGUUUACAGAAAGGUGCCACAGGUCAUUCGUUUUGAAAAAGACGAACAAUUGUAGUUGUAUGCCGCAGUAAUGUAUUGUUUAAGAUUUAUACCCUUGAAGCAUAAAUCUUCAGAAUUAAAUUAUCCCAAUAAUACCUAACUAUGACCCACCAUCUGCUAAUCUUACUUCUGAUGCACAUAUUGGCUAUUUAUAUUACUUCCCAAAAAGUGUAUUGAAAAGCAUUUUGAAAAAAGGUUAAACAUCUCCCCUGUACUGAGUUGAUAUUAUCUCCCCUCUCCACUGUCCUGGCACUGUUCGCUUUUAAUCAUUUUAAUGUUUUAACUUGCCUCCAAAAGCAUAAGUCAUAUUGUAUCAAUAUUCUGAAAAUGUUCAUAGAACAGCAAUUAUAUUAGGCAGUAAUCUGUUUUUUCACUGUAAAGCAUGACUAUAUUCCAAAUUCAGACAUGUCAGGCUUGAUAAAUUAUAUACAAUUCUUAAUAAUUCCUUGUCCUGAAUACUGCAUAUAUACAUAAAGUCAAAAUAAUAAUUUGAGACCUUUUAGACUAGGGUGGACAGGAAUUAAAUCAACAGUCACUUCAGAACUAAAACUCGAAUGAUGUAUAACUACUUAAAAGCACCAUGGGACUUGUAGGUCUGCAAAACAUGGGUAUCUACCAUAUAUUUUAUUGUAUUUUUGCUAUGCAUUCUCUAUAAUGCAUUAAAAAUGGAAACCACUACCAGCAUGGAGUGCCCCUCCAGGGCUGAUACGGUAGUAUUUUGUCGAAAAUAUACGAACGGCAAUUUAAAUUAACUUGCCCUUAAGAAAUUAAAGAUAUAUGCUAAUGAGAAAUUGUCUAUAAUGAUUUCUCAGAACAAAUGCCUCAGCUUAACAACCCAGAAAAUUUACAAUUAUUCUGCUGUAAAAGUUGCUUCAGUCUGUAACACUAAGAUAAUAUCCAAAGCCCAUGUCCUGCUUCAUGGGAAUGGGUGAAGCAUCCUUUUAAAAUAAAAAUUUGAAGAAAACAAAAGUUCUUUAAAAAAAAAAAAAAAAUGUUAAAAGGACCACUAUAGGCACCCAGACCACUUCAGCUUAAUGAAGUGGUCUGGGUGCCAGGUCCAGCUAGGGUUUUUUUUUUUUUAACAAACAUAGCAGUUUCUGAGAAACUGCUGUGUUUAUGUUAGGGUUAAUCCAGCCUCUAGUGGCUGUUUCUUGACAGCUGCUAGAGGCGCUUGCGUGCUUCUCCCUGUGAAUACGCCAGCGUCCAUAGGAAAGCAUUGUGAAUGCUUUCCUAUGGAUUGGCUGAAUGCGCGCGCAGCUCCUGCCGCGCAUGCGCAUUCAGCCGAAGAGGAGGAGAGCUCCCUGCCCGGCGCUGGAGAAAGAGGUAAGUUUAACCCCUUCCUCCCCCCUCAGCGCCACGGGAGUGUGACUUUAAGCCCUUUGCUUUCCCAGCUGAAAACCAAUGUUAUGGGACGAUGAUUAACUGUAACAGUAUGGCUAGCUUACAGUAAAUUCACUGAAUUAAAGCCACAUAUUCAUUUUUUGCUAUAGCAAUGGUCCGAUUCUUCUGUUCUAUAAAUUAAAUCUACAAAUUGCUUCUAUUCUUAUCACUGCCAGAAAUGCAGAUGUCUUCAUUGCUCUUAGAAAGAUAGUGCUGUUCCAGUAAUUUAUUGUGGAUUGUUACCUGGGGCCUGAUAAUUAGGAAGAGUCUGUCACAGCUAUUGGUAUUGGAGUUGUAGGAUUUCUUUUUCUCCUACACAAAAGUAAUGUCACAUUCUGAAUGUAUUUUUUAAAAUGUUGACAUUAACCCCUUAAGACCGGAAGGCGUACUAUUACGCCCUAUUUUAGGCGGCUCUAAACGCCGCCGGGCAUAAUAGUACGCCCUCCGGUCUUUCUGUUCUUACCCGGUCGCCGGCGAUCGCGGUUGGGGGGACUCCCAGGGAGCCCCCCGCGGCACGUCCGACCCCCUGGAAGCCCCCCCGGCCAUGUGAGAGUGAGGUCCUUGUGAGAACCUCACAAUCACAUGGCCGGGUAGGCUGCCUCCUGCAUUGCCAACAGGGGGGCUGCCUGUAAUGACAGGUGGUCCCCCUGCUGGCUGAAAAUAAAAUAAAAGUUAAUCAGUGUUAAAAAAAAAUAAUAAUAUAUACUUAGAUCAUAUAUAUAUGAUCUAAGUAUGUAUGUGUGUGUGUGUAUAUGUAUGUAUGUGUAUAUAUAUACACACACGUACACUGUAUAGGUGUAUUUUACUAUUUAUAUAUAUAUAUAUAUUAAUUAUCAAAUUACACGUAGACUGAUACUGAUUAUAUAUUUGUGCUCGGAAUUUAAAUACGUAAUGGAUAGUAUCUGUGAGCAAAGUUGGUUGUGGUGUGCCGAAACCAACGUACAAGUGGGCCUGUAAAUAAAAGAGGGCCCACCAAGGAUAAUGUAGUUAAAACAGGGUGUAGGUGGGUGGGGACAAUCAGCUGAGCGGCAGCGGUGAGUAGGGGCUGGGAGUUUAAGUAGAGGACUUACUCCUCCCACAAAUUCAGGCCUAAUGGCCUUUCUACUUGUGCUCGGAAUUUAAAUACGUAAUGGAUAGUAUCUGUGAGCAAAGUUGGUUGUGGUGUGCCGAAACCAACGUACGAGUGGGCCUGUAAAUAAAAGAGGGCAAAAGAUAAAUUCGAGAAAAUACACACUUUAUUGCAUUUUACAAGACCAAGUUCCUGAAAGCUUGGCGAAGCUCUCUCUCUGGUUGCGGAAUAUAUGCGUUAUAUAUGUUAUAUAAUAUAAGAAAAAUGUAAAUACGUUAAAUUAAAUAAAAAAAAAAAUUAAAUAUAUAGAUGUGUGUUAUUUCGUUAUAACUGUAUUGUGAUAUAUAUCUAUAUAUCUCUAUCUCAAAAUACACGUAGAAUGAAAUAAUAUAUAGACGUAUAUAUAUUUUGGUACAAUGCCAUUAUGCUUGAUCUGAAGUUCGGUGGGAAUCCCAUUUUGGUAAGGGUGAGCAACAUAUACCUCCAGUGUAGGCGAUCAAACGCCUUCUCAGCGUCAAGCGCUAGCAAGAGUCCCGCUUGAUGCAAGGCGUUUGCCCAUUCUAUCAGGUUCAAGAAAUGUCUAGUGUUGUCCCCUACUUGACGCCCCUGGACGAAGCCCGCUUGCUUUUCCGAUACGAGGUCUGGGAGGAUUGGUUUGAGUCUAGAAGCAAGGAGUUUGGCAUACAGUUUGGUGUCUGCGUUCAAGAGGGAGAUUGGACGUAGGUUUGCACAGUGUGUGGGGGGUUUGUUGGGUUUGGGUAACGUCACUAUGUGUGCCUCCAGCAUUUCUGUGGGCAUGAUCCCUGCAUUUUUUAUGUGAUUAAAUAGGUUGGUGAGAGGCGUAAGUAGUUGUUUGGCCAAUUUUAUGUAGUAAUAGUUGGACAUCCCGUCUGGUCCGGGGGCCUUAUGUUUGGGGAGGGAUCUGAUUGCUGUUCCUACUUCGUCCUCCGUGAAAGGGUUCUCUAGUUGAGUGCGUUGUGCUUGUGUUAGACUGGCUAGGGGUGCUCUAUCCAGAAAACGGGCUAUCUCGUCUUCCGUCGGUUGGUGUGUGGAGGGAUCUUUUCCUAAUUGGUACAAUGAGGCAUAGUACUUCGCUAGUUCGUUCACUAUGUCUUGGGGGUUGUAUAGUUUAUCCCCUGUUGUGGAGGUCAUGUACGGGAUUUUAGAUUGCAAUUUUAUUUGUUUUGCUUUAUUGGCCAACAUUCUCCCAGCUUUAUUGCCCAUGACAUAGUGUGAUUGCUUCAAAAACCUCAAGUGUUGUUCUGUUGCUGCGAGGUUGAGGCUGUGUAGCGUUGUAUGAAGUGACAUCAGUCGCUUAUGUGUUGCAAUUGUGGGGUUUGUUUUAUGAGUGGAUUCUACUUUGGCCAGGUCUUGCUCUACCUCGUUCAAUGUUGUGUUGUGCAGCCUCUUUGUUCUAGCCCCUAUUUGGAUUAAUUCUCCCCUCAUGACUGCCUUAUGGGCCAGCCAUUUUGUAGCGUCGGGUGACGAGCAGUUAACAUGGUCUGCGAAAAAUUCCUCUGCCCGGGCCCGUAGUCGUUGGAGAUGUGCCGGCACAUCUAACAGACCUUCAUUCAGGCGCCACGUGCCUCGACCCCUAGCUGGGUACGGAAUUCGCAUGGUGACAACAUAUGGGGCAUGGUCAGACCACGUGAUCGGCCCAAUGUGUGCCUUAAUGGCAAAGGGCAACGUUUUGGUGUCCAGUAGGCAGAGAUCAAUUCUCGUGUAGGUCCUAUGGACCGUUGAGUAGUACGUGUAGUCCCUCCCGCUCGGGUUCAGGCCUCUCCAAGUGUCAUAGAAGUCAUGCCCGUGCAAUAAUUUCCUAAAGUGUUGGCCUAGUGAGAUUGAAUGUUGUUGUGGUAUAUCGACAUCGGGAUCUGGAGUGCAAUUGAAAUCCCCGCAUAUAAUUGUAUGGCCCACUCUGAGCUUGUCAACUUUCCUAAAUACUUUGCUGAGGAAGGUUUUUUGCUUAUCGUUCGGCGCAUAUAUGGAAGCUAUAGUCACCGAUAAACCAUUUAGGGAACCCACUAGUAUUAGUAUUCUCCCGUCUCGACUGGCAAAUUGGUUGGAUGGUGUGAAUGCCCAAUUCCUAUGGAAAUAGAUAGCAACUCCUUUAGCUUUAGUGUCGGACAUGGCAUGGUAACCUUGGGGAUAGUGUUUGAUAGUGAAUUUUGGGUGUUUUCUAAUGCAGAAGUGCGUCUCUUGGAGACCUAUAAUUGCUGCCUUGGAUUUGUUCAUUUCCUGUACCGCUAGUCUCCUUUUAUGUGGGCUGUUGAGACCCUUAACGUUUAAGGUGAGGAUUGUCAGAGAGUCAUCCAUGAUCCUGGUGUAGUGUUUUGUUGUACUGGGGCCUUGGGGUGUCAUUCGCUUCUUGCAACAUGUGGUAUGCUACUGGUCCGGGACCUAAAGGAGGGAAUGUAGGGGUAGUGGACAGGAAUACGGAAAGGGAGAAAUAAUAACCAAAGUAUAUACAAAGCGCCUUGGAGAGAACUAGCGCUCUACGUGGGUGAGGUGUGAGCGGGCAAACUCUACCCGGCUCACUUCUCAUCCUGGGGUCGCACCUGGGUGAUUCGGCCGAGUGCGUGACAGCCUUUCUCUAGGUAGACUUGUUCCUACCUCACAACCAUAUCUGAGAUGUCCAACAAAGACCCACUAUUUAGACACAGACGGUACCCUCUCCUCCAACUCGCCACCUUGUAUACGCCAUGCUGGCACAGAGCCUAUAUAAUACACAUUGUCUGAGACAUGACUACCGUACCCUAUAACCUCCUUCUUGCUGUAGUACUUAUAGAGUUUGCGUUACUACCGUCCCCUUUGUACCUGCCCUGAGUCAUCCCCGCUACUUGAGGCCUUACUUCUUGGGCAUUAGGGACUUGCAUAUAUUGUGUUACACUAAUAGGGUACAGUAUGUCAUACUCACAAUCCAGUUACGUUAGCAUGUCAUAGAGCGAAGGCUAGCAUUGGGUUAGAGUGUCUCUUAGUGUCCAAUUUUGCAGUGGGUUAGUGGUAUGUCCUUGUUGGGUCCCGUCCUGGAGCCCUAUUCUUUCCUUUGUGGCGAGCCCGCCAUCUGCCAGUCAGCAUGCGGUCGUUUCGGGGAUGCUGCAGUCGAAGCGUCCCUCGUUGGUAGCGGGAAUAGGCCCCAUUCUUUCAGUAAGCGCAUUCCCACCUCCGGUUCGUUGACGGUAUGCGUUUUGGCGUUCCUCCAUAUAAGUAGUUUUGUAGGAUAGCCCCAUCUGUAUUGUCGUUUCUCAGGGACUUUGUUACGUUGAUGAACUCUCUGCGUCUGCUCAUUGUCAUAGCUGACAGGUCUGCUUAUAGUUGAACACCUGUAUAUGGUUCAGGCAUCACUGUAAUUUUUCUCGCCGCCUGCAGUAGAUGGUCCUUCGUCUUAUAGUAGUGGAAACGAGCGACCACGUCACGUGGCGUAUCUUGAUGCAGAUUUUGCGGUUUUGGUAGCCUGUGGGCUCUGUCUAUGAGCCAUUCCGGGUCCGUUAUCUCCGGCGCCAGGGACUUACACAGGGAAGUAAGGUAUUGAGGCAGUUGACCUCUAGUGACGCUUUCUGGGAUACCACGAAAGCGUAUAUUGUUUCUGCGUGAGCGAUCUUCCAUGUCCGCUAUUUUCCUUUUCAGGAACUGCUGUUCACUCACCAAUUGUUGCACCGUGUCUGCCAGGGCGUCUUGCGCUGCGCAUAUGUCAUCCGUUCGGGUUUCCAGGUUGUUUGUUCUUUCCCCUAGAUCUUUCUUAAUGUCAUUUGUGGCUUUUUUCAAGUCAGACUGCAGGAUGAGCCUGAAAUCUUUCAGCAUUGCAUAUAACUUCUUUUCUGUGACCGGGGCAUCAGUGUAGCCUUGCUCCUCAUAAUCUGUGGGAGGAUUUGAGGCCUGUGAGGAUUCCAGCUCCUCGCCGCCGCCAUCUUGCGCCGGCAGUGACCGGUCUUUUUUCGCAUGGCGGAUCGGAUCUGUCAGCUUUGUUUGUUUUGCCGGGGCCAUGGGAGGUAAGGGAGAGGUACCUCGCCUGUUUCUCGCCGUCAGCCGGGGGUAGGAGCUGCUAUUAAUCACGCUGUUGCCGUCUCGGACCGGGAGCUCUCACUCCAUGCGUCCGUUCCUCUCGGCUGUUGGACACCCCCCCGUUUUUUGCAUUUUUCAUGCACAAACAGCACUUACACGGACGAUAUUAUUGCUGCGAUACUUUUUACUGUUUUGAAACACAAAUAUUUGUGUUCAGCGAAGUCUCCCGAGUACAACAGUACCCCUCAUGUACAGGUUUUAUGGUGUUUUCAAAAGUUACAGCGUCAAAUAUAAGGCUUGCGUUUCAUUUUUUUCACAUUAAAAUUCGCCAGAUUGGUUACGUUGCCUUUGAGACCCUAUGGUAGCCCAAGAAUGAAAAUUACCCCUAUGAUGGCAUACCAUUUGCAAUAGUAGACAACCCAAGGUAUUGCAAACUGGGUAUGUCCAGUCUUUUUUAGUAGCCACUUAGUCACAAACACUGGCCAAAAUUGGCGUUUUUUGCAUUUUUCACACACAAACAAAUAUUAACACUAACUUUUGCCAGUGUUUGUGACCAAAUGGCUACUAAAAAAGACUGGACAUACCCCAUUUGCAAUACCUUGGGUUGUCUACUAUUGCAAAUGGUAUGCCAUUAUGGGUGUAAAUUUAAUUCCUGGGCUACUAUACAAUCUCAAAGGCAACGUAACCAAUCUGGCGAAUUUAAAUUUCAAAUGUAAUGUGCAAUAUUUGACCCUGUAACUUCCCAAAACGCCAUAAAACCUGUACAUAGGGGGUACUGUUUUACACAGUAUUAUGACAUUGACUGUUAAAAUGUCAUGUAGAACUAAAAAAAAUAAUCUUCUCUUCUCCCAUUUUUUUCAUAUUAAAUUAUGUUUCAUAGCAAAAUAUUUGAUAUUAAAUGAAAGCCAUGUUUCCCCUGAAUAAAAUGAUAUAUAAUAAGGGUGGGUAUAUUUAAUAUGAAAGAGGUGUAUUACGGUUGGACAGACAUGUAACGCAAAUGCCAGGUUUUGUCUACAUUUUGUUUCGUUCACAAUGUGUAUAUUUGGCUCCGUCCUUAAGGGGUUAAAGUCUAUAGGUAUUUAUGAAGAUAAAUCUUUUGAAAACAAAUUGUAAUCAUGGGAAAAGCUAAUCUAAAAUAAUUAAAUCAAGACCUUUGUUGGUUCCUUAUUGGGCUGAUUCUGGACUAUUUCUCAUCUAAUUGUUUACUUUUUCCUAUUUUUCCUUUUAGCUUGAAUCUGAACGGUGUGAAUUAAAAUCUACAGUGUCAGACCUAAAAGAACAAAUUGCUUUACUAGAGAAAGAUGCAAGGUUGCAGUCUGAUAAUUUGGCUCAAACACUGGAUGACUCCUCUCAAUAUAAAGCAGAAUUGAGCUCACUGAGGUUUGUAUAUAUAACUUUGAGAGAUAGAUCUACUGUAGUUUUAUGCAAGUUAUUUUAUCGUAAGGUGAAUGAUGUGUUUUAUGGUCUAGAUUACUGAAUGCACAGUUGCAAACAUCGCUGGAAGAUCUGCAACAUCGCCUCACAGUUAAAUCCAAUGAAGUACAGUUAUCCCGUGAACAAGUUGUAACUUUAGAAGAAAGAAUAGGUAAGUCUAUUUUAAUAUGGAUUUUUAUUUGUUCCACAGUGUGAAGAAGGUAUGGUUACUCAUUUUUGUUUUUAAAAGUAGUUCCCAAACUUAUUUGAGCUGUGGAACAUUUAAUAAGAAAUUCCACAGUUAGAAUGGCACUCAUGAGCAAGUUCAGUGUGCAGAUACUAUGGAGAAAUCUCCAACGAAUAAUACACAACACAAAUUUACACUUUAUUAAAAGUUACAGUUCCAAAGUACAUUUGUUUUCAUUUUUAACUUAAAGGGACACUAUAGUCACCCAGACCACUUCAGCUCAAUGAAGUGGUCUGGGUGUCAGGUCCCUCUAGGGUUAACUCUGCCUGAUGUAAACAUAGCAGUUUCUGAGAAACUGCUAUGUUUACAUCUGGGGUUAAGCCAGCCUCUAGUGGCUGUCUUCCGGACAGCCACUAGAGGCGCAUCGGCAAUGAUUGAGGCAUAUUAUGCCUCAAUCAGGCAGCGCGUCCAUACGGACAUUUUGAAUGCGUGCGCGGCAAUGCCACGCAUGCGCAUUCGGCACCGGUGAUGUCAGACAAGGAUGCUGACCUCGGCGGGGGAGGAGAGGUAAGGGAGCCUGGUGGGGGAAAAGGGCGAGUAGGGGUUUUAACCCCUUCAGCGCCGCGGGAGGGGGACCCUGAGGUUGGGGGCACCCUCAGGGUACUAUAGUGUCCCUUUAAUCAGCACGUUAUAAAUGAUGCAUGAGCUUGAAUCAUCCUUAGUAGAGAGAUCCAUGCUUCUAACCAAACUGACUUAUUAUUUUUUUAUUAAUUCCAGCUCUUAUGGGAGACCCAAUUAUAAUCCUAAAACUUAUUAAAAAGCACUUUUAAGGACUCGGUUAAACCUAUUACAGCCCUUAAUUCAAGGUGUUUGCAGCACAUUUUGAGGUGGCCUGAUGCAAACGGUGUUCCAUUCCACACUGGUGGAUAACCACAGUUCUUAAAUAUCGUUGUUAACCGCUCCUUAACAAAACCUUCACUGUAGUUUGUGUACUAAACUUUCCAUCUCAGAAAAGCCUACCCCUGAAAGACAAAGUUUAGGAAAGGGAAAUGACCAUCCAAUUUAUUUUUUUACUAUACUCUAUUCUCUCUGCAAAGUCUCUUUUUUGUUCUAAAGAUCUGUUGUGUUUCCUAGCUGAACCCAAUAAAACAUUGAAAGUAAUUUUCCUUUUAGCCAUUUAAUCAGAGGUCUUAGAGCUUUAUCCUGCAAUUUGCCAUUCUCACCAUUAGGUUGUGCUGGAAGAUCCUAUUAUAAGUGGUCAUCUUUCAGGAAAUCAUAAUUUACUCUAGUUUUUCUACUUGGAUGUGAUGCAGGUUCUUAAGGGCAGUGGGCACUAAAAAUUAUUAUAAAACUAUUUAACCAUGAAAGACUCUUUCAUCUUGUUGCUAAUUUCCAAGUACGUUUUUGGAUCUAGAUGUUAUUACCCAAUUUAAUGGUUUUUAAAAACCUACCUAUUGUUUGUUUAUUUUUCACCUUUCUUUCAAAAUGUUACGAUCCUCACACAUUCUUAAGUAAUGGUAGAGGUCUGCUCUGUAUGUCCCACAUUUUAAAUAGUUGGCUGAAUCUCUGAGUUUUAGGAAAAAUUAUUUUCGAAAGGAUUGCAAUCUUCAGAUGGAUUUGCUGGUAGGAAGCCGGUUGGAGUAGUUUAAGCAACUUGACAGCCGUUGCUAUGAGUAUGUAAUUUGUUAAUGCUGGAAAGUGUGUUAUCCACCUUGAUAAACCCUAUUGCAUGGUUGUGUAGUCUGGGUUGGUUCUGAUUUGGGAGUAAAGUGAACUCAUUGAGUAGGAUGAAGUGGUUGAUUGUGUGAGUGGAUAAUCUAUGAAGUGGUUCCAGUCUUCCGAGAUGUGGAAAAAUCGUACCUAUCGGGGUGCUAGUCUGUAAGUAUGCAAAAAGGUGGAUUUGAAGGUCAGCAAAUUUGAGUUUGAUUUUCUCUAGCUUAAGCAUCAAUUUUUGUUUUCAUCUAGAAAACUAUGUAUGUUGUUAGGGCCUGCAGUUUCCCAAAAGCAUUGUGGGUAUUGGGCUUCCCCAUUUUGAAAACACGGUUUACAUAGAAAGGGUAUAAAUUUUGUGUAUUGCCAUUGAACCCCCAGGAGCUGUUAUUUUCAUGUUUUUAAUAGUGGAUGCUAAUAAACAGUUUUCCUGUGCUUCCUCUGGGAGGGAGGCAUACAGGGUUUAGUAGUUGAGGGAGUGUUACAUAAGGGCAGAGUUGUGUUUAUAUGUGUACUACUGCAAAUUGUCCUGAUCUUUUUAUCCAGUCUUGGGUGUAUAAUUUAAGGUUUGGGAUAUUUAAAUCUCACAUUAAAUCUGGAUUGAGAUAGUUUGUACAUUGCUAUUCUUGUUUCCAAAGAAAUUUUAGAAAAGAUUUGAUUUAGAGUUUUCAAAUCUGAUCGUGAGCGUAGUAUUGGUAAGGCUUCCAGAGGAUAUUGGAGUUUUGGAAUUUUACAGUGAUUUUUAGGAGAGUGCCUCUCUGCUAAAAGAGUCAAAGGGAGAUGCUCCCAUGAGGAGAGAAAAUCUUUUACCUCUGCCAGAAGUGGUGUCCUAAUAAUUUUGUUUAUAGUGGACAUUUUUAGUGGGAUAUACACCCCUAGAUAUUUCAAAUUUGAGGUUAUCCAUGUUAGGGUAGUUAGAGUUUGUAAGCUUAUUGCUGGCCAUGGGUUCAAUCUUGUUGCUGUUGAUUUAGACCAAUUGAUUUGAAAGCCUGUUAUCGAAACAUAUCUUCCAAAAAGGGUACCCAUAUUCGAUAGGUAUGUUGCUGGAUUCGAGGGAGAAAAGAAAAGCUCAUCUGCAAAGCCAGUGGGUAUCUUGGUGCGGGGUCCCAUAUGUAUGACUUUUAUGUCCAUAGAGGAAUAGAUAAACCAGUAAUUGGAUCCAAUGCUAGGUUAAAAAGAAUUGACGAUAAUGGGCAGCCUUAUGUUGCUGAUUACAAGGUAAUUUGAGUCUAGAUCGGAUGUGUUUUUAUUUUUGUAGAUUGUUGAGUAUAUGGAGCUUUCAUGAAAUUGUAGAACAGAAUUCCAAAAAAAGCUGUGUUUUGGAUUUCUAAAAAGAUGGGGUAGGCAGCUUGGUCAAAAGCUCUCUGAACAUCUAGACUGAGUAAAACUUGCCUGAUCUUUAUUGAAGUGAUUGUUGUAUAUACAAGAGCUGCAGCUAUUGUCAUUCUAAUUCCUUGGAUGGAUUUUCUGCCUCUAGUAAACCUCAGUUUUUGAGGGUGUAAAAUAAAGGGUAGAUACUGUGUUGGGGUCGGUUAGCCAGUAUUUUAGUAAGAGAUUUAGGCCAGAGCAAAGCAGUUAUAUAUCCACUAGAGAGGCAGCAUUGUUAUUUGGAGGUCUGGUAUAAACAGAGCGCCAGAUGUGGCUGGACUUGGAGGUGAUGAAGAGGUUUCCUCUGAAAGAAAUAUCACUGUUUAUUAGAUAUACCCCAAAUGACAACAGGCAUGCAUUUAAUUAUGUAUUUUUCAUUGGUGGUAUAUCUAAAAACAGCUUUCAAAACUGGCAGUUCUGUUGUCUGUUGACUUUGCAAGUCCUCCCCUUUUAACCCCACCCAUACUUUCUGGGGCUGUUCAAUCAGAUACUUUCCAAUGCAGCUAAAAAGAGAGGUCUUUGCAAGGCAUGUGCUCUAGGCAAUUGCUGCCUCUUGAGUUUAGCUCCACUGAGCUAACCAAACCAGAAAGCAAUGUGACAGGUUAUUUGAUUGACAGACAGGCGGUGUAACCAGGUUAAUUUAUAAAACUGCAAAAAUUGCAGAUUCCAAAAGAAAUUGACAAAAUGAAAAAUAUAGGCAUGUACUUUCAGAAUGCUACAGUGCUUUAGAGGCCUGGACUGUCCCCUUAAGGCUGGAGUAGCCAAACUGAAAGCAUUGCUGGCUUGGACUAUUGUUCCAGUUUGGUUAUUUAGACCUUCAUUUUGAAUUCCAACUUUAGUGAAUAAAACAGUUUGUUUGUCUUUCCUGCCUUUUCUACAGGAAAGGACUUGGUAUUCAAGAAGGUGAUUUUCCAUAUGUUCUCUUUCUGCAAAUUAUUUUUUUAUGCAAGUGUAAAUCAGUUUUUGCUUGUUUGUCUUUCUCUUUUGCCAAAUACAUGUAAACUUUGACAACUUAAACUAAAACAUUAUUAAAUUCUUAUUUUCAGAUGAAUUAAAUAAAAAGACCUCUUUGCACGCCGAUGAAAUGAAUAUGAUGAGAAACACUAUUUCUGUUUUGGACAAAGAAAAAGAUAAUCUUCAGGAAACUGUUGAUGAAAAAACAGAAAGAAUUGCAUGUUUAGAAGACAACCUUACUAAUAAAGUAUGUGACCGGGUGACCUUUACUUUUGUAUCAUGACUAAAGUAGUAUUUUUUUAUUUGACCUAUAAAAGUAGGUAAAAUAAUUAAAGCAGCUGUCACCCUUAAAGGGACACUGUAGGAAUCCAGACCACUUCAGCUCAUUGAAGUGGUCUGGGUACAGUGUCCUAUGUCCCUUAACCCUGCAAUGAUAAUUAUUGCAGUUUUUGAUAAUAAACUGCAAUAAUUGCUUUGGAGCAAGCAUGUCAAACUCAAAAGCUAACAUGAGCCAAAUAAACAAGGUUUAAGUUUAUGUGGGUCACAAAAAAAAAAAAAAAGAGUUCGACCUAGACAAACACAAAUUAAAAUUACUUGUGUCAUUCUCAUGUAAUCCUGAGUACAUAUAUAUAUAAUUUACUCGAAAGCCUCACCUCAAGUUACUUACGGUCUCUGUAGUAAUUCCACCGUCUGGAGUGUCCGCUCCCUCAGUCCCUUUGCAAACUGAAAUCUCAGUCCGCUCCACUCGCUUCCUAGUCCCUCUGCAAUCUCCAGGCAGAGUAACGUGUGGCUGCACACUCUGCUCACUUCUCCCCACCUUCCAUCCAUGUCUCUGUUCCCCUCCCCAUAGAAACAUCUCUCUCUCUCUCCCCUCCCAUCCAUUAUUCUCUCCCUCUUCCAUGUCUCCCUCUUUCCAUUUCCAUUCAUGUCUCUCCCCCCCAUAUCUUGUAUUCAUAUUCCCUCCCUACUUCCCUGUUUUCAGUCAGUUGUUCCCUCACAGAGCUGGCGCCCAAGGUUAAGGUAGUGCCGUCUCUGCUCUGCCCUAUAGCUAGAUGGUCGCUUCUCACUCUCAUGGGGCGCACUGACAGACUGAACAUCAGUUAGACACAUGAAACCCGGCGGGAGGGGGAGGCGCUCCCCCUCCUAAUGUACUGUGCAUGCAGUUCCCCUAUGGAGCCACACGCUGCCUGGGAGUGCAGGCCAAACACUUCUGCGGAUGGAGCAUUAUAGGGAACUAUAGUGCUAGGAGUACAAGUCUGUAUUCUUAGCCUGUAGUUUCCCUUUAAAGUGGCAUCCAGCUUGACAUUGGUGCAAUAGGUUAACAUAUCUUCUAGUAGAUCAUUGAUAGCUUCCAAUUCAACAAUCCUUGUGGAAGCUACAUUUGUUAGCUUUGCAUAUAUUUGCACUUUACUACUUUAUCUAACUUCCUUGUUUUUCUUUCCUUUUUAAGGAAAAGACUAUUACAAAUUUAAGACUGACUCUUUCAGACUUGGAGGCCAACAUGGAGUAAGUCAUCACUGAAUUAUUUAUUAGUGUAAAGACACAUGACUAUAAAUAAAAAUUGUGAUAGGUUACUUUAAUUUUCCAUUAGCAAUAAAGAAUUAUAUAGGACUUUAAAUAAUGUUAAAAUCUGUUUGGUAUAAUUCACAUUUAUAACUACAUGCUCUACAGUUAGAGCUUUCAUUUUUAGGUUUGUUUUUUCCCCAUGAUUUUAUGACUCAAAACAGAAAUAAUUGCUUUCCUGAGUUUUAAUUGACUAUAUGGCUAUUCUCUUAGGGUUUCUCUUUUAAAUUCUUCUACUGCUCUUUAUAAUCAUGCAUUGUCUUGUUUGUUUAUUUUUUGGGCAGCCAUUUAAAAGAUUCUCUCAGUAAUAAAGAUCGUGAGAUGUCAAGUCUUCGUCGGCAGCUUGAUUCCUUCCAGUCAGAGCUUGGGGCAAAUGUGAGACAGACCGAAGUUACUCUUAAAGAAAACAGAAGAUUACAAGAUGAUUUAGCGACUAUGGCCAGAGAGAAUCAGGUGGAUAACACAGCCCUUACUAAGAUGUAUAGUGUUACAAAUUAAAUAUUUAUAUAAAAUUUAUUUUCUUCAAAUUUAUGAAGCUUAGAAUUAUGUAUGAUGCUCCAAGGCUUGUAUGUUGAUGGUUUGACACCCAUUACCCUGGAGCCUUUGAUGUUGGUGCACUUUUGGUGCUUCCAUAGGCAGGUUGGUACGUCUUAAUAAAUGUUUGUUUUUCCUGCUUAGCUGCUCACCACCUUAGUCUCAUUCUGUGAGCUUGUGUAGCAUACAAUUUCACAGUCCAGCUUUAUCCAAUAUGUAUUUCCUCUUUAAUAGCAAAUAUAGUUGGCACUGACAGAUUUAGCAGAGGAUACAAUGGGAGUUGAUGAAAUGUAACAUCAUAUGACUAUAACAUGUUAAGAGAAUGCUUGACCGUCUGCUUGAUGUUCUGCUCCUGUGAUGGCUGAAAUAACCAAAACAAAAGCUAUAUCCACGUCCAUCUAGCAGUCUAUUGCAGACUAAAACUCAUAACUCUUCAUUUCAUAGCUGUAUAAAAUUUAUAACAUUUUACAUAUAAGUACUUUUUUGUCUUUUACCCAGACCGUUUCCUUGGAGUUAGAAAAUGCACUACAUCAAAUAGAAGACUUAAAACUGCGAGUUCAUGGAUACAUUUCUGAAAUUUCUAGGGUUGAGACAUUACUUGCAGCAAAGGUAAGCAUGUUCUUUUUUUUAAAUUAACACAAGAUAAUUAAAAGGUGCUCUAAGCAGUCCUAACCAUUACUGAUCAUUUAGUGAUUAUAGUACCAUCUUCAAUUGCUGUGACAAGAUCAGUCUCUUCCUGGCAUGCAAAGUCCAGCCACUAUGUUUCUUGUUUUGUAAUGCUUGUAAAUAUGUGAUCUUUAUUGACUUUCUUCCUUGUUAUUUAACUACUGAGUUUUUCUGUAUGUGCUUGAUUUUCAGGAGCAGGAGAACCGUGAGCUUCUAGACCAGUUCAAGAUGAUCCACAGCCAAGCUGAAGAAUGGGAAGUCAAAGCACAAAAUGCAGAGGGGGAGAACAGCUCAGUUAGGCUGGAAUUGCUUUCUGUGGAUACCGAUCGAAGACACCUGAGAGAGCAAGUUCACCAUUUGGAAAAUGAGAUCCAAGAGGUUAGAAUGCUGAUGCUAGCUGGCUGAUAAGAUGUGCCUGUUUCAUUGUUACAAUGAAAGGAAACCAGAUUCUGAAGCAACAAAAUGUUCAACACAAAAGUGCAAAUGAGCACUGACAAAAGGAGAACCACAAAGGAUUCUGAGAGUUAUAAGAAACAGGCUAAAAAUGGCGCAAUCAGCAUAGAUGUUUCCCAAAACAGCUGUUUUAUAUUUUUGUAUACAUUAUACCAAACUAAAAUAUGAUCUCAAGAUACUUCUUUUCCAUUUCUUUGCUGUCUGGAGUGUUAAGAGUGUACUGUUCUUUUUUUCAGCACAUGAAUGCUCAUCAAGCGUAUGAAUCUCAGAUCUCAUCAAUGGCAAAAUCCAUGUCUAGGCUAGAAGAUAAGCUUAAGCAUGAGCAAAAUGAAAAGGAUACGAUUUUAUCAGAUCUAUCUUCUGUCAGGGAGCUCUGUGUGAAGCUGGAUUCUAACAAAGAGCAUUUGUCAAGGCAGCUAACUGGCAGAAACAUGGAAUAUGAAAGGGUAAGUAUCAGAAGUACAAUCUUUAAUAUGCCCCCCACCCCCCAAAUAAAACUGGAAAUAUCAGAUUAUUUAUUCCUUCAUUUUGAAAUAAAAUGGAUAAAACUACGACUAGGAUUACCAGAAAAUAGACAUUCCAAUUCAUAGAUCUUAAUCAAGAUGUUGUAUGCAGAGUAGAAUAUCAGUGUUCCUUUCCUUAUUUUUUUAUGUUGAUUUUUCAUUUUAUUUAAAAAAAUGUAAUUUUGGCAAUGUCAUUUCUCUCUUUCAUCCUAGUUGUAACAGAGCACCUGUGUUCUACCCUACAGAUGCAUUGUAAUAAAGUUUCUUUUAAAAAAAAACUCACUUUGUUCAAUUUCAGCCUUUCAUACAUCUGUUUUUACAUUUCAGUCUAUUUUAUUAAGUGACUGACAAUUCGAGCUUACAAGAUAACGGUCAUAGUACAAGGUACAAAAGGGGGAGCAGUAACUUGUCAGCUUUUCAGGGAAAAAUCAAUCAAUCUGUGAAAAGCAAAAAUGUAACAAAACAAAGCUUCAUUGUCUCAAUCACAUCUUUUUUUAUUUUGUUUCUGUUUAUCAAAGUAUAUAAGAAAAAAACUGUUUAAAAUAAUUUCCAAUUCUCACUAAAAAAGGUGAAUUUCUUUUUUUUUUUUUUUGACAUGUUGACAUAAUACUGUAUUGGAUCUGUUUAUGAUACAUUGAUAGUAACUUAACUUGACACGCUGCAUAGUUAAAUAAGUGGGUAUCCAAUUCAUUUAGAUGAUUUUGUGGGACUUUUCUUAAUCAUUUUUCCCUUGUACUUAGACCUUGGCUUAGUCUUGUUUUUAAGUUUUCUUUGAUGUAUUUUCUCACCUUUCAUUGUGUGUGUAUUCUUGCUUGAACUGCUGUAAUAGACUUCUCGAUUAAGUCAGGCAGUCAUAGCUAGGGUGUAUGUGUUUUUGGUUUGACAAUAAAGUAUCUUCGUGAUUUUUAUUUUUGUUUUUCCACUAUGUCAUAUUAGAUAGUGUUGGAACAGAUUUUCGCCUCUUUUUUGUUAUAUCCAUAAUGCUGAUGGAUGAUAAAACAGGCUCUUUCUGGCUCCUCUCCCAGAUCAUAUCUCUAAUAAUAAUUAGUGUGGUAGUUUUAAUUGUCCCACCUAGGUUGUAGAAGUCUGGACCUACCGCCCUGUGAGAUACAACCUUUCUCUAUCUUUCAAUCAUACAGUCCUCUGUGUUCAUCACUCAGAAAGCAACUAAAUGUUGUGUAGAAAGUUUACAGAAAACCUGAUAAUUCCAAAGAAAAAAUAGUAAUACAGCCUGUAUAGCUGUAUUUAUGAGGGUCCAUAUUGCAUUGGAAGCAGGGGACAGAGUAAGAUGAUGUUGUGUAUGGCACAUUUAUGAAAACAAAAAGUUUUUCAUUUUGAUGCAUUGUAACCGGUGGCAGUUUGUGGUUCUCUACAAAUCAUGCAGUAUAAUGUAUUUUACUCAUUAGGCCUUGGAAGCAAUGGAAGAUAUGAAGUCUGAAGUGGAGCUUCUGAAGAAGCAACUUUCCAGUGAACGACUCACAAUUCGAAACCUGGAAACAUUGCUGUCCACUAAUCGGGAGAAGGAGUUUCAGAGUCACUUAACCACCCAUGAGAAAGACUCAGAAAUUCAACUGCUUAAAGACAAACUAACGCUUUCCGAAAGUAAACUGUGAGUUUCAGUCAUUUGCUUCAUGUAUCUUUUUUAUUUUAGUUCGCAAGGUCUGUUUUUUUUUUUUUGUUUUGUUUUGUUUUUUUUUAAUAUUGGAGAUUUUUCCAUUUACUAACUGUUAAUCACCUAUGCAUUUAAAGGAACAGUCAUUCUCGAGAAGUACUCAUGCUUCGAAAUAAGCUAACACAGCUGCAAUCAGAUUAUGAUGUUGCAAAAAGGCAGCUCACUACAGAGCGGUUUGAAAGGUAGGACUAUUUACUCUUUUGCUAUUGGGUUUGUUAUGUAUUUUGUUCUCAAACCCUCCCUCAAACUACGUGUGUUCUUAUAAUUUCAUUAUAUGACCAUAUGUUCUUGAAGAUGUCUAAGUGUGCGUGCCUGUAUUCAAGUUUAGAGUGUGAAACAUGCUUUGGAAGCAGUUGGCAGAAAAUAUGUUAUAGUAUGCAGAAUUUUGUGGAAUCUUGCAAAUAAGAGACAAGUAUUUUAAUUUUAUUACAUACAGAGGUGGUUAGCUCAAGCCUUGGUAAUGUCUAAAGAGAUACUCUAAAUAUUAUUUCAACCUAUACUUAUUGCAGUUGCGGUUUUCCUGCUGACCAUUUUUUAACUGCAGAAAUUUUAAUAAAUUAUUGUACCUAUAAGUCUGCUGUAUUCGAUUCAAAUGAGGAACAUUUAUCUCCUAAUCAAGAGCAAAUAUUGUAGAGCAAGCAUAAACAACAGAAACUGCAUACGUGUGGGAUAUUAACCCCAUAAAAAGGUAGUGGGUGCCGCAGACAGAAGCGGUCUCUUCCAAUAGCAGACAUGGAUUUAUUUAUUAAAAUACAAAAAAGAAAUUCAAGAUAAAACAGCCAAGCUUUCACUAUAUUUGAGUUGGGAGACGUAAUAUUUCAGUUAAGAAUUUGGUGUUUGGCAAAUAAACAUUUGCUAGCAUGCCUGCUAGAACAAUGUAUGUAUUAUUUUUUUCUGAAGCUAAACUCGUGUUUACCAAAACAAGCACAUGUUAUUAAACCUAAAACUGCCUACAACUGCUAGCUAAAAAGUAUUAACCAAAAAAAAUGCCAUUACACAGGGCUACAGUACCACAUGUGGCUUUCCUCUGUGAUCUAGAAGAGCCUUUUUUUUACAUUGUUGUUCCACAUAAGUUCUGCACAUUCGUUGAUCUGUGUUAAUAUGAGAUUGUCUUAUACUUACAACAAGAUAAGGAUUGCCACUAAUAAAACCGCAAGUCAAAUCUGCUUAUAAAUACUUUAUUAAAUCCACCAAAAUAAAAUCACAAACCUACAAUGUAUAAAGCAACCAAACAAAAAGGCACGUGUAUAAAUUCAAUCACCAUCAGUAAUAAAGCCUAAAGGGUGCCUUUGGAGACUUGUGUUUUGUCCUAUUUAGGCUUGAUUACUGAUGGUGAUUGUAUUUGUACAUGUGCCUUUUUGUGUGGUCGCUUUAUACAUUGUAUGUUUGUUAUUGUAUUGUUUGGUGGAUUUAAUAAAGCAUUUAUAAGCAGAUUUGACUUGCUGUUAUAUUGGUGUGCAAAAAAGAAGAAAGGAUGAGAACUCUGAGAACGGACAAAAGCUUAGAGAGACUCUAUAGCUUGCCCUUCGAUACAUGCCCGCUCAGGUCUCAAAAUAGUUUUUGCUCACUUGUGCCAUUACAGAGAAAACAUAUCUGAAUCAUAUCAGACUGGUCCCACCCGUACAGGCAGUCCAGAUCCGAAAUGUCAGAAAGUUCUGUCUGCACGAGAGAUACAGCAACCCCAGACUAUCGUUUCGGCCUUAUUUUGGGCAUCGUCAGUGAGGUGUAGCUGAUAUCCAUCUAGGCACAGUGAGCACGGGGUCCAUGUCUGGAUUACCCUUUAUAUUAGUAUGCAUCCUUAUCUUGUAAAUAUAUGUUGUUUGGGGGCAAUUGAGGGAAUGCUUUGAGGUUUUACACCUAAGCAUAUAAAUAUUUUCAUAUUUUAACUCCGUGCGAUUAUGGUAAUAUGAGAUUGACUGCCUGCAAGAAGUAGAGACUUCCAUGUAGCCUUACUCUGUGUGUCUCUUCUCUGGCAAAUCCUUUCUUAAUUACAUCACAUUUACAGAGAGAGAGCAGUUCAGGAGUUGCGUCGACAUGGUCUUAACACAUCGACUGUGCGUACAUCAUCACCACUAACCUCAACAAUGAAAUCACCAGCAGUGUCCCCUGAGCGAUCUAUUUUGAGAUCUGUUGAUAAAGGAGCUGACAAGUCAGCUGAGAAGUAAGCCGUUUGUCUGUCUGUCUGUCUAUCUAUCUAUCAACCGGAAAUGGGUAAUAUACAAUUAGUUUCUCACCAUAUCUUUAGAAUCCUUAGAAGUGUAACAACUGUUGUAAAAGUAAUGUAAGCUCUAGGGCAGGGGUAGGCAACCUAUGGCACUAGUGCCAUGCACUGCACUCGAGGUGCCUUUGCACGGCACUCAAGGCUACAAGAGCCAAACAGGCUCUGGCCUGUCAGAGUAAGUGAUCUCAGAUCACUUCCUCCCAGCACUUGUGAAUGGGAAUCCACACUGGAGUAGAGCAGCCCACAGAUUCCUGUUGCAGCUUCUGUCCUUGAGCUGUACCUGGCCAGCCUGGUCCCCACUAAAACCCAGGGAAGCCUCAGAGCUGCAGAUUAACCCUCCCCUCAUACAAAUAAUACAAACACACACACACACACUCCGCACAAAUACAACACCACCAACAGUCCAUAUACAUGCACACAACCCCACAUGCAAUACCCCAAACAGCCCCACAUCCAUCCACACACUAUUCCACAAGCAGCCCAAAUUCAUAUGUAUUAUAUAUGAUACCACAAACUAUUAAAGAACAUAUACCACAUAAUAUCUCAUAUAUGCACAAAUACAAUGAUACAAAGCAAAUGCAGUAUAAAUAACAAGAAGAAUAUGGCAACAUGCACACCUCAAUUUAAAGAAAUAGGACAGACACACUACGGGACAUUACAAUCAUAUUUUGGCACAGUGCUGCUAAAAGGUUGCCUACCGCUGCUCUAGGGAAUAGACUGAUAUCUGCAAGCUAUAAACAGAAAACAGUAUUAAUGUUGGUGACAGAACGUUCAGUACAGAAAAGAGAAUACAUAUAAAUUGAUAUUGCCCUAAUUUUCCUAUACAAACUGUAGAUGCAUUUUUUUUUAUAUAUUAGAUUCACAGCUGAAGUGUUGGUGAAAAGUAACAUUUAAAUCUUCAGUAUAAUAAUAGUCCAGCUUAAAAGGAACACUAUUGACACCCAGACCACUUCAUCUCUUUGAAGUGGUGUUGGUGCCAUGUCCCUGUUCCCUUAACCCUGCAAUGUAAAACACUGUAGUUUUAGAGAAACUCCAAUGUUUACAUUGCUGUGUUAAGACUGCCUAUAGUGGCUAUCUAAGAGAUAUAGGAUAUUCCUAUAUCUACAGUGUAGUGAAAAGUGAAUACAUAAAAGGGGGGGUGGAUAACUUACCCGUCUAGAUAUAAGUUAUACGGAAGAUAAUGUCUGGUGCAUACAGAACAGAAUGAACAAAAUAUAGUGCAGAUGGUAUUGGAUCACAAUAAUGUAAAGUACUUUGAGAUUGGGUCACUCACAUGUAAUGGAGCCUAUAUAAAUUGGCUCCGUAUAUAGGGCGGCACCACACCACUUCCUUGAGGAUAUUCCCUCCCUCAGAGGGACACUAUAGUGGUAAGAAUAAGCUUUGUAUUCCUUACACUAUAGUGUUCCUUUAAAGCAGUGGUUCCCAACCCAGUCCUCUAGUACCCCCUAACAGUCCAGGAUUUGGGGAUUACCCAGUUGUGUCAAAGGUGUUUGUAGAAGGAAAAAAACACUUUAGACACAGCAGUGUAAUCCUUAAAUCCAGGACUGGUAGGGGUACUUGAGGACUGGGUUCGGAACCCCCGCUUUAAAGGGACAAUCUAAGCAUCAAAAUAUCAUCUUAACGCGGCUCUGUCAUUUUCAAAGAUUCUUAACUAUGAUGUCGCUGCUUAAAGGACCACUAUAGGCACCCAGACUACUUCAGCUUAAUGAAGUGGUCUAGGUGCCAGGUCCAGCUAGGGUUUUUUUUUUAUAAACAUAGUAGUUUCAGAGAAACUGCUAUGUUUAUGUUAGGGUUAAUCCAGCCUCCAGUGGCUGUCUCUUGACAGCCGCUAGAGGCGCUUGCGUGCUUCUCACUGUGAAAAUAACAUUGUGAAUGUUUUCCUAUGGACUGGCUGAAUGCGCGCGCAGCUCCUGCUAUGCAUGCGCAUUCAGCCUAGGAGGAGGAGAGCUUCCCUGCCCGGCGCUGGAAAUAGAGGUGAGUUUAACCCCUUCCUGUCCUCCGAGCCCGGCGGGAGGGGGUCCCUGAGGGUGGGGGCAACCUCAGGGCACUAUAGUGCCAGGAAAACAAGCGUUUUCCUGGCACUAUAGUGGUCCUUUAAGGAGCAGUGACCUUGGGGUGCAGCAGAGGUGAGUAUUACUUGCUUAAUGCAGUCCCCCUUGGGCAGCCUGCCAUUUUUAGUGAUUACUGAUGUAUGUCUCCAGAGGAUCCCGUGGGAGUCUCCAUAGAUAUUGUCUAGCAGCAAAAGUUGGCUGCAGUAGCUCCUACUUAGGCAAACGCCCAAAAAAAACAAAACAAAGUAGUCCCUAAUUUGUCUUAUGAUGCAUUUUGACUGCAGUGGAAUGGAAGUAAAAUUCCAAACGUAUUUAUGAGCAUUUCGUGAAGUAUGUAUGUGUGUGUGUGUAUAUGUAUAUAUAUGUAUAUGUAUAUAUAUGUAUAUGUGUAUAUAUAUAUAUAUAUAUAUAUAUAUAUAUAUAUAUAUAUAUAUAUAUAUAUAUAUAUAUAUAUAUAUAUUUUAGUAGGUGGAAAAGCCUACACGUACUAGGAGAUAUCUUACCAGAUGCUACAAACUGUUGAGAAUAAUCAUAUAAAAGAUAAUCUAAACAGAGCGUUAAAAACUCUAAAAUAUACAAUAGGAACCGCUUAUAAACACAUAAAUUGAUAGAAUAAUAAAAUACAAAAACAGUGAUUGCGAUAUAAAUAAAUUCACUAGGUGGCAGCUUGUAUAAAAAAAUCUUUGGUAUAGAGGGAAUUUUCCACUAAACAACAAAAAAUCUUAAUAUAUUAAAAAUGGGGGGAAAAACCUUAGGAUUAGUAGGUAUUAUCACAGUGACUGCAAUUAUAAAAAUAUAAAAGUAGAUUGUCCAAAACAUCUUGAUAGUCCAAAAAAAAUGCAGAACGAUGGAAAAGUAAAUUAUUGUCCAAUAGUGUCUUUAACAGACAAAAUUCUUAUAGUGCAAAAGUACCAAUAUCACAUCCCACACAGUGUGCUUCUGCUCAAUAGAAAUAACAGUAGAAGUAAAGUGUCAAGUUGUGGAUAUAAUGUAACCAGUGUUGGUAUAUAUCAGUAAAAUAUCGGAUAGCAGCAAAAAAUAAGUUACUCAGUCUCUUUUCUUUUCAAGUUACAAUUUAAUUUACUUUUGUUUGAUAGGCCUUUACUCUAAACACCAUGCCCAGUUCUGCUUUUUGAUGUAGUAGGAGUCUUGCUGUGCAGUGUUUCAGCUUGCACAUCCAGAGUUAUUGGCAAUUGUGUACCGGGGACUAGUUGCACCACCCAAUAGGACAUUAUUCAAACGGGGAAAACGGUUAGAGUAACCCUUUAUAGGGACACUCCAGGCACCCAGACCACUUCUGCUCAUUGGAGUGGUCUGGGUGCCAACUCCCACUACUCCUAACCAUGCAAGUGUAAUUAUUGCAGUUUUUUAUAAACUGCAAUAAUUAGGGAUUAUUCUAGCCCUAGUGACUGAAUAAUUUAAAUUUUAUUAACGACAGGAGGCUUCGUAUUUGCUUAUCUUUCUUUACUGAACCUCCCAGCAGCAAAUAAAUAGUUAACAAUAGUGUAAAACAAUUCAACCAAUCAGAGUGUAUAACAGUAUUAUAUGAUGUCAUCAAGCUCCUCCCAAAUCCUCUUUCUUGCUGUAGCCGACGAUAUCGGAGUAUCAACCAUGUAAACUAUAACUAUGAACUGUGCACUAAUCAGAGGUCCUGAUGUAGUCAACCAUGUAAACUUUCAACGGGAUUGAUGGAUCCAUAUAUCACAAGUGUUGGGGUUCUUCACACUAAAGGGAAGUAGAGAAAAACCAUGAGAGUAUAGGUUCUCAUACUAGUUGAAUGCAAGUAUAUGGCAUGCAUACUAGGAACAACAAUUUCAAUACAUUUCAUGUAAAAUGAUGUUAAGUAUAUCAAACUCCUGGUUAGAGUGUUGUGGUGUAAACCUAUGACAGAUGAUGUGUGAAUGUGUCUGAAACACACUAGGAAAAAAUAUACAGUAACUUACCUUAGGGCGGGUAGAAAUGAUAAUGAAAACAAAGAAGGGAGGGAAAAUAUUCGCCUCCUGUCGUUAAUAAAAUUUAGAUUAUUCAGUCACUAGGGCUAGAAUAAUCCCUAUUUAUGGCAAGACAGGAAGCUUCAUAUUUGCUGUUUUAAUGCUCCUAUAUGAUAGAAGAUGCAGCAUGUGGCAUAGGUUUGAAGUAGAAUAUACGAAAGGUAGACUCCCUCGACCAAUCCGCAGACGACAAAAUGUCUGAGAGGGAGCUACCCGCACGAAAGGCUGAGGAUGCGACUGCUCCUCUGACCCAAUGCGCACCAAAAGAGGAAUCAAUGUCUGCUUGGGCUAGUAUCCAUCUGAUCCACCGCGCGACGGUGGGAGCGGACACCGGUUUGUGUGGUUUGACAUAGGACACGAGAAGGGGUCCUGUAGGGGGACGCAGAGUGGUUGACAUCUAUAUAGUGCCUUACGCAGAGCGCCACACAGAGUGACUGUCUAUUCGGAAAGUAAUGGUAGAAUACAGCAGAGGAAUUAGUCUUUGUUCGCCUAGUGAUGUGAAAUUUAACGCCUUCCAGUGAGAAAACUACAGCGUGGAAAUCAAAUGCUUGAAUGUCGGAGACCCUACGGAAGGAUACCAGACAUAGGAGUAAGGCCAGUUUGGCAGAGAGUUGACGUAACGUCAAAUUCUCAUUAGAGGGCCAGGAUUCUAAAAAAGGGAAAAAACCUGAGUGACAUCCCAGAAAUUUGAAUAUUUAGGAAGAGGGGGUCUGGCUAGCCUGAUCCCUCGUAAAAGUCUACAAACUGAAGGGUGUUUUCCUAUUGAUGCAUUGUCAAUAGGGUUGUGGGCCGCAGGAGUCCCAUAGGAGAGCCUGAGCUGUCUCCGAAAGUCCCGAGACAUUCCAGGAUCCCCUGAAACGGUCCAAGCUACAAGCUGGAGCCGCCCUUGAAGGGUGAAUGGGUGACACUGCCCUGCUGGAUUCCUGAGGAUGUCGGGGAAUCGAGGUAGUAGAAUUGGACAAUUCACUGACCGUUGUAGCAGGGUUGGAAACCAAGUCUCAGCUCUCCAUAGCGGAGUGACAAUAACUAUCGUCACUACUAGGGCUUUGACCCGGUAAAAGGUGCGCUGGAUCAUGGAGAAAGGCGGGAACGCAUAAGCUCCUGUCUCCGGCCAAGGGUGUAGAAAGGCAUCGACUGCGCAGGACUGGGGAUCUGGAAGCCAGCUGAUAAAGGCCUCCGUCUGGUGAUUCAGCCGAGAUGCAAACAGGUCCAGUGUGAGGGGCCCGUGAAGACAAUGAAUUUGAUAGAACAAGCGGGGAUCCAAUUGCCAGUCGGUUACAUCCCUCCAAUGGCGAGAGAACCAAUCUGCGACUAGGUUGUCCGUGCCCGGUAGAUAUUCCGCUCUGAUGGAUUAAUUCCGCUCUAGGCAGAAUUGGUAGAGUUCCUUGGUAAGGUCGGACAGUAGUUUGGAUCGGGAACCUCCUAACCGAUUCACAUAACGCACUGCAGAGACAUUGUCCAUGCGCAGUACUAGUGAACAAUUGAAACAAUCUUUUGCUAAACUGCGAAUCGCAUAAGAUCCUGCAAUCAGUUCUAGGCAAUUGAUGUGCAGUGCUUGAUCGGAGGGGGACCAUGGUCCCCCGGUGGACCUUUUGGCGCCCCUUCCCAGGAGACUGGCAUCGGAUUCCAGAAUGAAGUCUGGUUGCGAUCCGAAAAUGGCUUUGCCAUUCCAGGCUUCCAUGUUGUGAAGCCACCAGUGAAGUUCUAUCCGAACUUCGUCUGUUAGAUAGAUGUUCUGAUUGUAGGAGGUGGAACGGUGUAGGUAGUAUGUCUUGAGCCGUUGCAUGGCUCGGUAAUGUAAAGGUCCCAGGUAAAUGGCUUGGAUAGAGGCAGACAGUAGGCUUAUGGUAUGGGCCAGAUCGCGUAGGCGAAUCUGGUGGGCUGAUAGCAAUUUGCGAAUGUCUUUUUUUUUUUUUUUUUUUAUAGUUUUGAAUUUUGCGGAGGGUAGUUGCAAAAUCGCCUAUACAGAAUCUAUCCGAAAUCUGAGAAACUUAACCUUCUGAGAAGGUUUCAGGGCCUAUUUCUGAAAAUUGAUUACAAAACCUAGGUUUUGUAGCAAGGUCUACAAUGCUUUCCUAUGGACGCUUGCGUGUUCUCACUGUGAUUUUCACAGUGAGAAUCACGCAAACGCCUCUAGCGGCUGUCAAUGAGAGGGACCUGGCACCCAGACCACUUCAUUAAGCUGAAGUGGUCUGGGUGCCUAGAGUGGUCCUUUAAAGGCAAAACCAUAUAGCAAUAUAAUUGGAAUAGACUCACCUGGGAGGCAAGCAGCAAAGAAAGAGGAUUUGGGAGGAGCUUGAUGACAUCAUAUAAUACUGGUUGAAUUGUUUUACACUAUUGUUAAAGGACCACUCUAGGCACCCAGACCACUUCAGCUUAAUGAAGUGGUCUGGGUGCCAGGUCCCUCCAGGAUUAACCCUUUUUUUUUUUUUUUUAUAUAUACAACAUAGCAGUUUCAGAGAAACUGCUGUAACUCUUCAGUUAAUCAGCCUCUAAGAAGCCUCUGGUAGCUGUCUCGUACGACAGCAGCUAGAAGCAUUCAACGUCUUUCUCACUGUGAAAAUCACAGUGAGAAGGCAUCUCCAGCAUCCAGAAAGCAUUAUGAAUGCUCCUAUGGGGCUAACUGAAUGUGCGCAUAGCUCCUGCACAUGCGCAUUCAGCUGAAGAGGAGGAGAGCUCCCCGUCCGGCGCUGGAAAAAAGGUAAGAUUUAACCCUUUCCUCGCCAUCCAGCCCGGCGGGAAGGGGUCCCUGAGGGUGGGGGCACCCUCUGGGCACUAUAGUGCCAGGAAAACGAGUAUGUUUUCCUGGCACUAUAGUGGUCCUUUAACUAUUUCUUUGCUACUGGGAGGUUUAGUAAAGAAAGAAAGAUAUAGAUAUAGAUAUAGAUAUAUAUAUCUCUAUAUCCUCCUGUCCUGCCAUAAAAUUACCUUGCAGGGUUAACUCCACCUCUAGUGGAUGUCUAGUAGACAGCCACUUGAGGGCACUUCCUGGAUCAUAGCACAGGAAACCUGUGCUAGAGCGUCGCUGGACGUCCUCACGCUGUGUGAGGACAUCCAGCGUCGCUCAUUUCCCCAUAGGAAAGCAUUGAAAUGCAUUCUCAAUGCUUUCCUAUGGGGAGCACUAAUGCGCAUGCACGGCAUUGCCACGCAUGCACAUUAGGUCUCCCCGGCCGGUGGAGGAGGAGCGGCGGCGGAGGGAGAAGCAGCGACGUGGGACAUGUCGCUGCCUCAGGUAAGUUACUGAAGGGGUUUUCACCCCUUCAGCAACUGGGGAUUAGCGGGUGGGAGGGAGAGGGGACCUGCAGUGCCAGGAAAACAGAUUGUUUUCCUGGCACUGUAGUUUCCCUUUAAGGAUUACCGUAUCCAUUUUAAUUCCUAAAUUAACAGACUUUUGCCUGUUGCUAUUGCGGUCAUGAUCACUAAUAAGCAGUAUUCCACUGAAGAGUUUUUGUGUGUUGUUGUGCUGUUUGUUUUUUGUAGAGAAGCUUAAAAGCUUACUGGAAUCACCAACUUAUCUAUCAAAUAUAACAUCUUGAUAGAGUUUAGAAAUAAAUGUGCCAAUUGGCAAAAAGUUGAAUCAACCUUUUGAUUCCUUCUCUAUCUUUCAUACUGUCCCAUAGAAUUUUUUUUUUGAAUGCAAAAUUGAUGUUAUCUUUCAAUAAAAUAUCAGCACUUAGGGAUUAGUACCAUCCAAUCUUCACUACAUAUGCGUGGAUUUCAAUCUAUUCAUUUGUUUUCUACUGCUGAUGUAUUGUGUAUGAUAACAAUGUGUUUCCUUUUUAAAUAGGAGUGUGAGCUUCAAGGAGUGACAUAUAUGAAGUAUCUAAAUGUACUAAGGAGGAAGCAACUUGUUAAGCUUGGCAUCAUGCAUAUACAUCUUGAUGGGGUUUGCAGGAGAUAUACCACGGUUAGCUCUAAAAACACCCUCUGGAAACAAAUUUUUUUUGUAAAAUAUCUAGGAAUAUCAUUUUCUGUGUUCUGAUUAAAUUAUAAGCCAUAUGUGUAAAAUCUAUUUUUGUACAUUAAAUAUUGUUACAUGGAAGAUUCCUUUUAUAUUUGUAUUAAUAAUGUUUACUAUAUUUAAAGUUUAUACUUGUCAUGCUGUACUUCAACAGGGAGAAUCUCACAAAAGCACUGGGCUCUUCCUUUACUAUGCAUUGGAAACAACUAUGCAGUUGUAGCAAAAUUCGUUUAGAGUAUGCAUCUUUUGUUUAAAUGGUUUUUAAUUAAUGACUGUGAAUAACUACACUUAACGUGAGAAUAGAUAAAUUUUUAUUACUUCCCUGCUGCAGUGCCUAUUACAUAUUAGUUAUUUAAAUAUGUAAUGACUAUAAAACAUAUGUUUCUUACAUUUUGCCUUUUUAAUUAGCUGUUCAAUUCCUGUUAUAGUAUGUAAUCUGCCUACAUGUGUAGGCUUUCCCUAUUUACAUAUUCUCUUCAAACUAUGUGGCUUGUUUUUUUUAUUUUUUUUUUACAACUUUCUUGGGUCCAAAUACUGUUGUUUCUGGUGGCUUUUCUUAAGGUUACCAUAAAACUUCUUUUGAUCCCCGACUCAUUCACCACACCAGUAUUUCAGAACUGGUUUUCUAGCCCACACUCUUAGACAAAACUAACUACUCAUAUUUUUGGUUUUCGCUGAAUGGAAAGACACAGACUUGAACUACGUUUUCAUUUAAUGCUUUACCCUCUUUCUCAGCUUCACGUCUUGUAUUAUUUGCAUUGUCUGUUGCCUUCGGACUGUUGGAAUUUGUAUUCUUUUGUGUUUUUGUUGAACCGAUUUUGAAGUCUUUGCUGAUCAUUCUUCUACAUUCAAACUGGCUAAAUGUACUGGUUACAAAGUAUAAGACAUGGCAUCCACUUAAUCUGGAUGUAUUUUAUUCCUGGUUUGUUCUCUAGCUGCACACUAGACGAUAGUGGCUUCCGUACUUGGAAAGCUACACCACCUCACAGCCUUGCUAUCCACAUAUUGGCUACUCCAGUCCUAUAGUCAUAGAUACUAUAAUUUAGCUUCUGCUGUGUUAUAUGUUAAAGUCUGUCAAAUCCUUACGUGUGUGCAAGCUUGACAAUUCACAAGUAGUUAAAUUGCAGCCAAACCACUUUUUGUUUAAUUCAAAAAGUUCCCUCAUAUGUUGGAACAAGUAAAUAAAAUGUGCAAUGGUGCAAACUGUUACAAAGUUCACUUUUGCUAGGUACAAAAUAUGAACCAGUGUGUUUUGGCAUCAUUAUCUGUGCAAUAUAGUGAUAACUUAAAGAACAACUGUCACCUCAAAACCAUUUUUUAAUAUAAUACGUUCAUCAAGUUUUGAAAGGAAAUAUAUAUUUUUUUUUAAUGAAAUAUAUGUAAUAACAAGUUAGAAAAACUCAUCCAUGCCUUUAGUUUCUGACCGCAUCCUUCAGCCAUAUACAUACACCUUGGGUCAGACAGCUUUUGAAAACUGACAGUCUCCAUGAUCUUUUCUGCUUCACUUCCUGCACAGCCAACAUCACAGCCUCACUUGCCAUGGUCCAAUCAAACGAUUCCCAUGAGCUGUGAGGGAGGUUUAAAUCCACUAAAUGUUACUGGGGAGGGCUGCUGCUUGCAAGAGAGAAUCGCAUUACAUCCAUUGAUAGUGCAAUGAUGACAGACAUAUAUUUUUUUGCACAGUAUUCACAUUUGGCAGCCUGGAACAGCUGGUUGUGGUGGUUUGAGUAACCCUUUAAAAUACUAGUAACACAGAAUGGUACAACUUAAAAUUAACAUAAUUACUAAUUAAUGCAUCAAUGCUAAUAUAUCUAAUUUAUAACUCAAACCAUUUUGUUCUGUGGUUUUAAAUCUGUUACCUCCUCUCCACUGUGGUUUAACCGGUUACUCCAAGCACCAUGGUGCUUGGAAUAUGUACGUUCAGCAUUCAAAUAGAGUUGUGGGCUGGCUAAUGCCAAGUUUGUGCAUAUUCGGCGUCUGUCAUAAACAUGCACAGCAUUCCAGUGGCGGCAUAGUGAGGGGGAGUGACAGCACCAGAGGAAGAAUGAUCUGCACAGUGUGUUUAUUUAUUUAUUUUUUUGUUUGUUUUUCUCUGUGUGUUCUAUAACAAUUGCACUUUUUGACGGUUUGCAUUGUAAUUUUUACUUAUGGUUUUGUUUUUCUGUUUGGGGAGUUAACGGAGCUGAUACUUUACAGUUGGCGGCAAAGUUUUCUUUAAUAGAACUAUUAACUAGCAGUGAUUCACAAUACUGUAUUUAUUUAUAAAAAUAAAACACAAUUGUUUUGUUAUUCAAAUACAAAGAAGUACAGCCUUGACCCUAAGGCACUGUAACGUGACCUCCACCCCUCCCAAACCAUUCUGUUAUUGUGGCAUAAUGUUUAUGUAAAUGGUAGCAUUGGCAUGGGCUGAGACAUAACGUAUAAACUAUAAAAUUGUUAGCAAUCUGCAUACUACAAUGGUAAGAGUUACAUUUUAUUAACUACUUGUCAUCAACACAAUUAUGGAACAAAAGUAUUCUUUGAAAGUAUGUUUGUCUAACAGUAUCAUGAUCUCUGUUUAGAAUUUGACAACCACGUGAAGGAAGAACAAUUCCUGGAUGCAGUUUACAAAUGUUCAUUUUCCAAAUCUGGUUGUUUUGGAACAGUAUAGGUGCUGUUUUUUUAUCCUGUGUUUUUAUACAGUUAAUUUAAUAUAUUGACAUUUUAAUAGACAAAUGUGUUUUUUGGGGGGGAAAUCCACACCACUUAGAGUGUUUUUA
This is a messenger RNA of Pelobates cultripes (western spadefoot toad), 65651 nucleotides long. The record is from the annotation of a GenBank genome assembly. NCBI's taxonomy places the organism in Eukaryota, Metazoa, Chordata, Amphibia, Anura, Pelobatidae.